This is a messenger RNA of Podarcis lilfordi (Lilford's wall lizard), 65310 nucleotides long. NCBI's taxonomy places the organism in Eukaryota, Metazoa, Chordata, Lepidosauria, Squamata, Lacertidae. The record is from the annotation of a GenBank genome assembly.
AUGAGCGGUGGCAGGUUUGACUUUGACGAUGGAGGGGCCUACUGCGGGGGCUGGGAAGGGGGCAAAGCCCACGGGCACGGCAUCUGCACCGGGCCCAAGGGCCAGGGCGAAUACUCGGGCUCCUGGAACUACGGCUUCGAAGUGGUGGGAGUCUAUACCUGGCCCAGCGGCAACACCUACGAGGGCUACUGGUCUCAAGGCAAGAGGCAUGGCUUAGGGAUCGAGACCAAAGGGCGGUGGCUUUACAAGGGCGAAUGGACACACGGCUUCAAAGGAAGGUAUGGGGUCAGGCAGAACGUCAGCAGUGGGGCAAAAUAUGAAGGCACCUGGAAUAACGGGCUGCAGGACGGUUAUGGCACGGAGACCUAUGCUGAUGGAGGUAAGCCUGGGCGGAAGGAAGUUGCUGGCCAGUGGGCUGUUUUCUCUCUGGGCUGCAGGGUGGAAAGCAGGGCAGGGCAGGGUCCUGGGAACCAGGCAAUGUGAUAAGUGAGCUAAUGGCUGUGGCUCAUUUAGCAGGCAAAGAAUUGAGUUCUGAUCCCUCAACUGAUGCUGGACAGGUGAGAUUAAGGCCCUGUCCUCAUCUUUCCAGCAAUGCAUGCUUUAUACAAAAUCUCAGCCCAGCAUGCCUGUUUGUGCACAAGGGCUCCUAGGUGCAUAGACAUUAGUGGGCGCACUUGCCGUUCUAAUGUAGCUGCUGAAUGAACCAUGCUGUCUGUGUGCUUGAAAGAAAAAAGGCUUCAGGUCAAAAAUAGCCCAUUCCCAGUGGCACUUCUUAGUGCUCAGAGGUUGACGUCACAAUGGGACCAUUGCUUGGAUUCUUCUGCAGUGCGAGUUGUGUGCCAGCCAGUUGUUCACUGGAUGUGUGGUCAUUCCACAGCAUGCGCCAGAUCUUGCCGCUUGGUUGACCAUCUAGUGUGCAACACCGAAUGCAUCCAGAAGUGGCCGGCAGCUUCUGCCCAUGGCAGAGGAGGUAGAAGGUGCUGCUGAGAUAGUACUGCUUGCAAAAAGGCAACUUACUGGAUUCCAAACCUGAUGGUUGUCUAUGUUUGUAAGAAAAGUCUGCUGGACCAGGCCAGUGGCCCACCUAGCCCAGUAACCUGUUCUCAUAGUGGCCAACCAGAUGCCUAUGGAAAGGCCGGCAGCAAAAGUACAUGUGUGUGCACUUAUAACCAGACACAGAGUUUACCCGGGUCUAGGGACAUUCCUCUUUCAGACAUUGUUAUAGGUGGCUGAGAAAUCACUUUUUAGAACAGUAGUUAAGUUUUCCCUUUAGGAAAAGCUGGUGCAAACUUAAGAGCUUAAAUACCUUCCUUAACAUGAUGGUUCCUGAAAAGAAAUAGAUAAAUCUGAGACUAAUGGAGAUAUGUUUGGCCAUUCUAAAGCAGACUGUGGCCUAAUUAGACAACUAUUAGUACUUUUAAUACAUAAUCCGAUGGGGAUUUAUCGACUGUUGUAAUGACUCAAGAUCUUCGUUCAGCCCAAUUUGUCCUUUCUGUUUAGCAAGCUCAUUUUUUCAGGGCAAGCAUGGAGGGAGGGAGGGAGCAGCUGUGGGGGGAGAGCCCUUGUUGAACAAAUGCUCAGCAAUUGGUGACAAAUAGGGAGAAAAUGUUCAGCAGCAGGUGAUAAGAUGCUGUUAUUGCUAAUGUGUUUUUCCCCCCUGUGCAAGUUCAUCUGAAAUCUUAGGUCCUGUUUGAUUUCAUGUAUGUGAAUCUAUGUGGUAUGCAUUGUAUUAGAUAUUCCAUAUGCUGUGGUGGGCCUGUGUAGCUCUCCUAUAUUGUGGACAAGCAAAAUGCCUGCCGUAGUGAUGGAUUGUGAUGUGAAUGGAGGGCUUAUAUGCUGCUGUGGGUUAGAGAUAACAUUGCACUUCCUGCAUGAGCGUCCUUUGCAAAGACUGGGUCAUGCCAUGUCAGGAGUGGAGGUUGGGUUUUGCUCUCCUUGCCUUGCUCUCCCCAAGCGGAGAGCUUAACUUUCCUAUGGGACUGAGUGGAAGACAUUCACUUUUACCCAAAGGCUGCAUUUAGGGGUACCAUUGGGGGAAGGGCUAAGACUGUUCCCAGUUGCUGAUGUUUCUGUCCUGGGAAUCAAGCCAAGUCCUAGCUGUGUUCCUAUCCUGCUCUUGGUUUUGUUUCUUGGUCACGCUAGCAGGGCCCAAGCAGACGGGGCUGGAGGAACACUUUCUGUAGGCUCACCAGUCUAUGGUUGCAGACCCCAAGCCCAUAACCAUGCAGCAAAAACUGGCAACUGAAUUGCAAAUCAUGUUUGAGGAUGCAGUUUUAUUUCUCUGUACCUGUACAAGAUGCCUAUAUCUUGUGAGAUUGGCUGGAGCCAAUCAGAAGCAGUGUUAGAAUAGCAAGCAAUAUUAAUAUGCUGCAAGCCCAUGCCCUCCUCCAGAACAGAAAAUUCUAGGACUCACAGGCAGAAGUGGGCUGCCCUACCCUAUGCAAUAUGAUCUCUCGUGAACUACAAGUCCCAGAGUUCCUUAGCUCCUGAUGGCAUAUCCUCUAUAGAUAGGCAGGAGGAGCCAACAGGGUGCGACCUCUGAAUGGCAAGACAUCAAGAAUCCAGGGGCAGCUGGAGCUAGUGCGGUUGUUUAGGAUUUAGAGGCCCCCAAGCACCUGGUCUCUAGACUGGAGUGGCAAAACUUUUCCCCCUCAAAGGCCACUUUGUCUCCUGGGGAAGUUUCUAGGGGCUGCAUUCCAGUGGUGGGUGGGGCCAGAGGCAAAAGUGGGUGGAGCAACAGGUAUGCAUUUUCUUCCAGUCUUCCCCCUCCUGGAAUAGAAGUACAGUGGUACCUUGGGUUACAUACGCUUCAGGUUACAGACUCUGCUAACCCAGAAAUAGUGCUUCAGGUUAAGAACUUUGCUUCAGAAUAAGAACAGAAAUCUUGCUCUGGCGGCGUGGCAGCAGCAGGAGGCCCCAUUAGCUAAACUGGUGCUUCAGGUUAAGAACAGUUUCAGGUUAAGAACAGACCUCCGGAACGAAUUAAGUACUUAACCCGAGGUACCACUGUACUUGCAUCUUAAGGCUGUAUGCAAUGAAUACAGAUAUUUUACAUCAGGCAGAAACGUAAGGAAUUACAACAAAGGGACUGAAAAUUGUUUGGCAAAGACUUCUGUUGGAGGGAGAAGGAGGAUAAUGUUUGUACCAUUCCCAGAUAAACAUUGUCUGUACUAACAAUUAUGUUAUAAACUGGCUGUUAUCUAUUAACAAAUCUGUUAUAUGCCCCCUUUUGCCAGAAUGACUACGGAGUAGUUUACAAAAAUAAGAGCAAUACAAUAAAAAUGUGCAGAUACAGCGGAUUAAAACAAAACAUAGAGAGGUUACCUGGGUCUUUUGUCAUGGUGCAAACAUGCUCUGCAUAUCCAGCACCACCCGUUUCAAAGCUUAAAUGCAAACCAAAACUGAACUUGCUUUAAUUUAAGAGUGAGGAGUUUUAUACGGCAAUAUAAGCAGUUCAUCAGGGUGUCAAGCAAACCAUGCCAGUUGUUGGGAGUGUCACAAAUGGAUCUGAAGCUGUAGGUUUCAGAAUGACAACUUUUGUUCCCGUUCCUAGAGAUGUGUGUUAGCAAGAGUUACUUAGUGGCAGGGGGAAAUGCACUUUGUACGUGCCCAGAGGUGCUGCCUUACUCUCAUGUUCCAGCCAUUCAAAAUCAGUUCUGGAGUUGAGGUCUGGCAAGUUCUCUUUGCUCAAACACCGUCAAUAUGUGCAUAUGUUUGUUUUUGAGAUAAUAAUGGGAUUUCAGAAAGCGAGUCCAUCCACAAAGCUGUUUGGAAUAUGCAGAACUCCAAGGAGAUUGAAUGGUGAAGCUGCAGCAGCUGCAUAUUUCUUACAGUGGUUGACUAUUUCCUUUUCUAGUCUACCAUAAUGAUUGCUGUACUUCAUUUUUGUGAUCUUGUCCAGUAGGUGGAGGUGGCUAUUUUUUCUGUUUAAUUACUUAACUUGCAUAAAAUAACCAAAUAAAACUGAACUUGCAGAAUAAUAAUAGUAAUUUGUUUUGCCUACUUUUUGUGGGCUGUUUACAGGCUUUUGAAUGUUUUCUGUCUUCACACACUUGUAAUUUUGUUCUGUGAGUUAUCUUUCUUUUCUAGGAGACCAUUUCUUCCAGAUGUCUUUUGAACUGCUUUGUAAACUAGCUUCCAUGGUGAUUGAUGGCUUCAACCAGCACUAAAACCAGUGGGGGUAGAUUUGGCAUUGAGAUUUUGCAGGUGCUCAUAUGGCUCCUGCCAGCUCCUUCAAUAGGAGAAGCCAGGGAAGAAGCGGUGGAAUGUAAUUGCAUGGCUAUUUUCUCCCUCAAAACACUAGUAAGAUCUUUAAUGGGUGUCUUUGGUAACAAGCAGUAUUAUGAGAGGUAUACCGUCCAAUGAGUGCUAUUAAUAAGUAUUGCAUAGUGGCUAAGGGACUGAACAAGGACAUCUUUGCUUCACAUCUCAUCUUGGCUGCAAACCCACUACGUGGCCUUAGGGAAGCCACUAUCUCUCAGCCUCAGCAUCCCUGCGCAGAACCUGAAAAUAACGAGUAGAAUGCUGCAACAAAAUGUUGUAGCUUAUCCCUGGUGUGUGUGUUACCUGAACUGGAAGUGUGAGUGGUUGGCACCUAAGAGAGAAGUCCCUGCUUCUACUUGGAGUCUUACUUCAUGUGCAAAAUUUGUUUUGUUUUAUUUUCAGUUUUUGAACAUUUAAAAUGGCAACUAGUCUGCAUGUCUGCAUGCAAGUCAAUGGAGCGUGAGGAUUCUGCAUGCAACUGAGUGCUUGAUUUGGUCUGGGGGAGGUCUGAGGGGACAGUUUUAAGUAGAUUUAUCUUAGUUGCAGCCUGAGAUGUCCCAAUAUGUGUCUGAAUUAGCUCCUCCUCUGAGCUCAGUAUUAACAAUGUACUACAUAGUAGGUCUAUCAUAAGCUGCUCUUUCUCAACACAGCCUUGAAACCUGCAGUAGGAUUAUGGCAGUGAACAACACCUUAGAGUUCUUGUAUAUUAUACUCACCCCAACCUGCAAAGGGAGGAUAAAAACUUUGUUGUAAGACAUUCUCUCGGUUUCAGACCAAGCUGCGAUAGGGGCUAAUACUUCUGAAAACCACUCAGUGUUCAGUGUGAAUUACCCUGCAGAGCUGCCAUAAACCAAUCUGCUUCUAAACCUGUAUUGUGAGGAGAGUUAAAAGGUAAAGGGACCCCUGACCGUUAGGUCCAGUCAUGGCCGACUCUGGGGUUGGGGCGCUCAUCUCGCUUUAUUGGCCGAGGGAGCCGGCGUACAGCUUCCUGGUCAUGUGGUCAGCAUGACUAAGUCACUUCUGGUGAACCAGAGCAGCGCAUGGAAAUGCUGUUUACCUUCCCGCCGAAGUGGUACCUAUUUAUCUACUUGCACUUUAACGUGCUUUCGAACUGCUAGGUUGGCAGGAGCAGGGACUGAGCAACGGGAGCUCACCCCAUCAUGGGGAUUUGAACCGCUGACCUUCUGAUCAGCAAGUCCUAGGCUCUGUGGUUUAACUCACAGCGCCAUUAAAUCAGAACUGUCAGAACCUGAGCUGAAGAUAAAAAUUCCCAGGUUCAAUCCAAGCAUGCCCAGGUUGGGGGGGGGGCAGAGAUCCCAGUCUGAAACCCAGGAGAGAUGCUAUCAGCCGCUGACUGUAUUGGCUGGCACAUGACACCAUAAAAUUAUUAAAUUAUACUCUGCACAAGCAGGAAUCGUGGUUUCUUUUGCCCUAACAAGCAAUGAUUGUUAAGCUACCUUGAAGCCACGGUUUGUGGUUGGAUUAGUGAUGGUGGUUUUGUUAGGGUAGAGGAAACCACAACCCCAGGUUCGCAUGUUAUGCCAAGCUAGCCACUUUGUGGUUUCCCUGCUUGCAAAGUAGGAGAGCUUCAGUUGCCAGCAUUUAGCUCAUGUGCUUUCUGGCUAGCUUAGUGCUACAAUCAAACACAACCAGCAUUUACCAGGGUAGGGGUGCCUUUUGCCCUCCGGAUGUUCCCAAACUACAACUCCCACCCACUUUACCAAGCAUGACCAAUGGCUAGGGAUGAUGGGUGUUGCAGUUCAGUAAUGCCUGGAGAGCCAAAGGUUCUCCACACCUCAGAUACACCCAGUGCCUGAUUUACGUAUAAGCUAAACAAGCUAUAGCUUAGGGCCCCACUCUCUUGGGGCCCCCCCAAAAAAAUUAAAGGAAAAACAACAACAAUGUACAUUUCCAAAAUAUGAUUAAAAUAAAAUAAAACCUACAUACAGCAACAGUGUUUUGUGUUGUGUAGGCUCCUAUGAUGUAAGUACAGUGGUACCUCAGGUUACAUAUGCUUCAGGUUACACACGCUUCAGGUUACAGACUCUGCCAACCCUGAAAUAGUGCUUCAGGUUAAGAACUUUGCUUCAGGAUGAGAACAGAAAUUGUUCUCCGGCGGCACAGCGGCAGUGUGAGGCCACAUUAGCUAAAGUGGUGCUUCAGGUUAAGAACAGUUUCAGGUUACGUACGGACCUCCGGAACGAAUUAAGUACUUAACCCGAGGUACCACUGUAAUGGGCCCCGUCUGCUAGCCUGCUCCCUAAAAUAUCACUGGUUUGCUCAUUUCUAUAUAUAGGGUGCCUGCAUUCUGCAUGGACUGGUUGCAAGGCAACAUGUGCAAACGGCUUUAGAUACCUAUUAGGUCCAUAAAUUACUAUAUAGCAUAUAUUCAACACAAAAAACACUGACAAUUAGUUGUUGACAAAGGACAGUUGGACAUAUAAAGAGCCCCAUUGCCUUCAGUAGCUUAGGGCCUCAUCAAACCUAAAUCCGGCCCUGGAUACACCAAUAAUCUGAUGAUAUAAGGGAGCUUCUUACAUUUCUGAUUCCCAAUUUUCCCCUUUCAUUCUCUUCCAUGGGAUAUUUCCUGACAUCAGAUGUACAGUGCUUAAGUUUAUAAUGGUGCGAGGGUUUGGUCGUUCUUCUAAUUAGGAAGUUUUUCCAACUCCUUGUUUACUCGCUUUGCUUGUCCCCACAAGCUUUCUUCAAGUGAUCUCUGGGAUGCUUCUCUAGGACACUUGGGAAUUUUCUAAUGGUAAAGUGAUUCAUUAAGUUGACAGUUAAAUAUUUCACCCUUGGAGAUCUCUGCUGCUAUUUUGAAGCGGUUCUCAUGGGAAUGAGAAAGAAAGAAAUUCUAGUGCUUAUACUAAAGAAAUCAGUCUCCCCAAAGACACCUGUAUCGGGGAGAAAUUUUACAUUUGUGACAGGAGAAGGAGAUACUAUAACAUAUCACAACUGAGGGAGUGUAGGAAUUCCUGUGGGAACGUUUUCAUAACUUUAUGAUUUGUUUAUUUAUUUGUUACAUUUAUACCCCAGCUUUUCUCCUCAAGGUAGUGUACAUAGGUCUCCUCCUCCCCAUUCUAUCCGCACAACAACCCUGUGGGGUAGGCUAGGCUGAGAGUGAGUGACUGGCCCAGUUAGCUUCAUGGCUGAAUGGGGAUUUGCACCCUGGUCUCCCAGAUUCUUGUCAGGCAUUGAAUCCUCCACACCACACUGGAUUCAUUUUUUUAAAAAACACACACAUAUAGGGCUCAGAUUAACAGCACCAUCCUAUACAUGCCUAUGCAGAAGUUAGCUGCAUUGAAUUCAGUGGUGCUUAAUCCAAGGUAAAUUUGUGUAGUCACAGUCUGAUAGCUAGCUCAUAAUCUCAUCCUUUUAGCGAUAUGUGGGAUACUGGAGUGUUUGAGAAGCUUAGGAAAGGAAAAAUAUCGUUUCCCUUUCCCACUCUAGAAGAAGAAGAAGAAGAGGAGUUUGGAUUUGAUAUCCCGCCUUUCACUCCCUUUAAGGAGUCUCAAAGCGCCUUACAUUCUCCUUUCCCUUCCUCCCCCACAACAAACACUCUGUGAGGUGAGUGGGGCUGAGAGACUUCAGGGAAGUGUGACUGGCCCAAGGUCACCCAGCAGCUGCAUGUGGAGGAGCGGAGACGCGAACCCGGUUCCCCAGAUUAUGAGACUACCGCUCUUAACCACUACACCACACUGGCUCUCAAAUGAAAUGUCCCCCUCGAUUUCCCUUUUUUAAGAGAAGAAAACCCGCAGCUAACGCUCUUGGCAUUCUGCGAUUCAACCCUCUUCAAUAUUCCUUAGGUCCUAAGGCUGGAGGAAUGAAGCUUCCGGAAGUUGCUUGUUGGGCUUUUCUCAGGGGUUCACUUGUGAAUUUGUUCACAAAUCAUUACAAAUUGUUGUUUAAAAAUGAAUAUACUUUCCUCAUUUGAAUCAGUGUCCUACCCUUUCCUUUGUCAAUAGUUUCACCUAAACACUGAUUCUGAUAGUACUGAUAAUAAUAAUUUUAUUAUUAUUUAUACCCUGCCCAUCUGGCUGUGUUGCCAAGUAGGUCAGGCUGAGAGACUGUGACAGGUCCAAGGCCACCUCCCCAGUGAGCUCCAUGGUUAGGAGUGAGGAUUAGAAACUGGGUCUCCUAGGUCCUACACCCUAACCACUACACCACACUGCCAUUAAAAUUGCUAGCACACAAACAGGGAAGGAAGGUUUCUCUCACAUCUCCAUUCUUUCCAGGGAUUGAUUUAGAGCUGAAACACAAUUCAACAGUCAGCAGGAAUUAAGGUUCGAAAAAGCUGACAUAGGCCCGUGUUCCUCUUGGCUCGGCCUUGUCUACCAAAAGGCUUUCACAAGGAAAGGAUUUCCUCAGAGAUGCUUUUAAAUGCAGAUAGCAGGGCUUAAGGCCAGGACUCUCAAAGUGUGUGCUCUGCCACUGAGCAAGUGUCUUUUCCCAUCCAGAGCUAUUUAACCUUAGGUGACCAUUUUAUGUUUUCGUGCCUUUCUUUCUGGGCUCUUUCUUGUCCUUUGGCUUCUUAGCUUCCCUAAGGAUUAUUGUGCUUUGCUAACAUGACAGAAAUCACUGGCAUUCUGUGGCUAUAAAAAUACCCCAUGGCCAUUUGCCUGUGAGAAAGCAAAUCCUUGGGGGAGCUAAUUCUUUUAUACUGGUAAUAAAUAUUUGUAUUUCUCCAGCAUGUUUCGUCCCAGGAUACUCUAGCUGAAUGGGGAUUUGGGUGGGUGGUUGCAGAGCUGGUGGUUUACAAAUUUGGGGGGUGAGGCUCCCAAUAGCGAGUGAUGGAUUGAGCCAAAGCGGGUUUCUUUGGGUAGGUUGCUAGUUACUGAGGUAACCACAUCAACAAAAGGACGACAAUCAAGGGAGAGAGAAACUCUGCUGUGAGGGAAAUUAAUGGUCUGAGGCAAUUGGUGGGAAGGAACUAGCUUCCUUCUGGGGAAGCGUUCAACUUGGCUCCAGCGAGGGAGCUUUUGCUGUAUUUCAAUUAGUUUGGUAUUAGGAAUACACAAACUUGCAACAAAAAGUUGUUCAGGGUUCCUUUUUUCCUCCUUCACAUCCACCCUUUCCCUCUGGCUUGUUGGUAUCCCUCCUUGAAAUGUUGGGCAUGAACAACAAAUACACUCAUGAAUGACACACGUCUCUUUCUGUUAGUCUUUAUCCUUCGCAAUUGCAUAUUGCAUUCCAGUUUAGUUCUAAUUUCAUUUGUAUAAUAAUGUAUGCUCUGAUUGUCCCUAUUUAUCUGGUAAAACACUAUUCAUUCCUUCCAGAGAAAUGUUAGCCCCAAAGUAUCUAAAUGACUUUGACCCCCAAAUAUCUGAAAGACUGCUUCUUCCCCUUCAGACUCUUGAGCAGGGGUCGACAACAAGUGGCCCACAGGGGUCAUUUAAACGGCCCCCGAGCCACCCCCGAACUGAGCCGCCCGCUUGGCGAGUCCCCGCGCGCUGGGCUAAACCAGCAUGGAGCGGGAACUCGUGCGGCGCUGAAAAUCGCAUCUGCGCAGAUGCAGAAGCCAAAAAUCAUGUCUGCGCAGACACAAUCCGCCCCCCAGAGCAAUCUCCGCGGGGGUGAACCAGCCCAGGCGAGGUAAACCUUGCUGACCCCUGCUCUUGAUUGUUCAGCUUAGCAAUGGUGCCCCUCUUAGUAGUUCUACCACCCACAGAAGUUUGGGGGUUGGCAGUCUGGGAGAGGGCAUUCUCUGUGGCAGCUCCUAAGCUGUGAAAUUCCCUCCCUACAUAAGCGCGCCUGGCACCUUCAUUUCCAUCGUAUGCUGACAACAUCCUUCUGGUUGUCUAAAAAGAGAGGAGCCCAGGAUUGGAGAGCAACUAUUCAGAUGCCCUAUUCUGGCAAAAAAAUAGCAGGGGUUUGCAGCACCCAUACCCAGCCUCUCCUGAAACUUGCAAAACUGCCCAUGGUGAGUAACAUCUCUGGGUAGUUCCCUCAUGCCACCAGAGAAUAUCUCCAGCCGCAGAGGCAGUGUACAGAUGCUAGUUUUGGACUCAUGGUGGAGGGAAAAUUUAUUUGUUGAAUGGGAAAUGAGCACACAGUUCAUUUCCUGCUCAGCCAACAUAAGGGGCCAUUUUGUGGGUGAUUUUGGGAAGGCUAUUGCUGCCUGAAUAACCAUGAUUUCAACCGUGUUCUUCAUGAAAUGUGGUGUAACUAACUUCACUAUUGCUCUUGAUUGUAGGUACAUACCAAGGCCAGUUCACCAAUGGAAUGCGUCAUGGUUAUGGUGUCCGGCAGAGCGUCCCAUAUGGCAUAGCAGCCGUAGUCCGCAACCCUCUAAGGACCUCCCUUACUUCCCUCCGUAGUGAGCACAGCAAUGGCACCCUGUUGCAACAUGACUCCCCGUCAGCAAACCUGGAGAACUUUCCCAUGACACCUACGAUCACCCGUGGUGGCUUUGCUCUCAGCCUGUACGCGGAUGCUGAUGCGGGCAAGCUGAAGAAGGGAGGGCUCUUCAGGCGGAGUUCCUUGUUUGGGAAGUUGAAGAAAUCCGACUCUAAGACUUCCCUGGCCAGCCAAAGGAGCCGACUCAGCUUUCUCAAGAGCGAGAGCGGGAUGAGCUCCACUGGUAGCGAUGCCACCUCCACAGCUAGCCUAGGAGAAGGAGCCGAGGGAGAGGACUUCGCGCCUUUUGACGCUGAUAUCGAUGCCACCACGACAGAGUCCUAUAUGGGUGAGUGGAAGAAUGACAAGCGCUCUGGGUUUGGCGUGAGUGAGAGAUCAAGUGGCCUGAAGUAUGAGGGUGAAUGGCUGGAUAAUGUUCGGCAUGGAUACGGUUGCACCACUUUGCCUGAUGGUAAGAAGGAAGAAGGGAAAUACCGAAUGAACGUCCUGAUCAAAGGCAUGAAGAAGAGGGUGAUACCUCUGAAAAGUGCCAAGAUAAGGCAGAAGGUGGACAGGAGCCUGGAAGGGGCUCAGAGGGCAGCAGCCAUCGCCAGACAGAAAUCUGAGAUUGCAGCUUCUAGGUAAGAGCCUGAGGCUUGACAUUUACUAUGUGAAAGUAGAAGGAAUCACCCAAAGUUUCAUUUUUAAUUGAAUAAGUGUUUGCAAUUGAUGAUUAAGACAGGGAUGGGCAACCUUUGGCCCUCCAGAUGUUGUUGGAUUCCAACUCCCCAUCACCCCUAGCAGCAUAGCCCAUAAUCAGGGGUGGUGGGAGAUGUAGUCUAGGAACAUUUAGAAGGCCACAGGUUCCCCGUCUUUUGUUUAAGAAAUAUUUGUACAUAAGAUGUACAUUAAAAUAAAUCUCCAUUUCUGGCAAAUUCUAGUUUUGGGCAGAUGAGGAAAUCUAAAGUUCCGAGAUACUAAAUAACAUAGUUAAUUACUGCUAGGACAUGAAACUUACUGUCUUUUGAUGUGUCCACUGCACAAUGAUGGAUGAGGAAAGAUAAAUCCAUUUUGUAUCUAUUAAAUAUACUUGUGUACAAAUAAGAUGUACAUUAAAACAAACCUCAGUUUCUGGAAAAUUCUAUUUCUGGGCAGGUUUAAAAUUCUGAUAAAUGGAGCAACAGAGUCAAUUACAUCCAUGAGAUAAAAUCUACUAUAUUCUGACAUGUCCGCUACACAUUGAUGGGUGAGGAACUUAAGAAGGAUAACAAAGAGCAAUAUGUUUGGUGUGAUUGAUUUUAGAUAUGUCUCAUGACUGCUAUGGCUGAUUACAUAUAGAUCAAGAAUUGUGUAUCAUCAAGGAGCAAUUGUUUUGGGAAUGAUGCAUUUGGUGAGAUCUGCCUAAAUGUGAAAAUAGAAGUUGUUCAUUUUAGGCAGACCUUGGUUCCUGUGUCAGCACCAUCCUAAUGGGACAGGAGGCACCAGCAUUAUAUCUAGCCAGGUUAUCUACCUUGUAUCGUUCCUUUGCCGCUGCGUCUUUAACCUACCCUACAUCUGAUGUCACAGGGGGCAAGUUAUUGUGACUAGGGAAAACAUUGCAAGAUUAAUUAGGAUCUCUGCAGGGCCUAGUUUGGCCCGUGGGCAAAAGGUACAUCAAGCCUGCUUUAUCUCCAGUCUUAAGGCAGGGAAAGGCACCAUUUGUGUGAAUAGGACUUUUUAAAAUUAACAGCAGGAUUUUCAGUGGGACACUGUUUUAACCUGUCUCAUCUUAACUGCUAACCCCUCUUGGUGUUACACACAACAAAUUAGGCUUAGGAAAAAAGUUCCUGUUUAACGUGACGUGGCACUGGAUCUAAAGGUGUCAUGGGCUGGAUAACUACUGCAAGCCCAAGUGGGAGGCCGUACAAUCUAAGUGGACCAGUGGGCUAAAGCAGAUUUAUAUGUUCAUUCCCUUGGUAUUAGAUUUAGAGCACCCACCCACCCACAAUUGAUGUUUUAAUGUGCAGUAAUGAAAUCAAGGUAUUUUGGGCCCUGAGUCAGUACUCAACUUUUCUUUUAUAUUGGCGGGCUUCCAUUAUCCAUAGCAAAAGUAGUCAUAAACAAUAAAUACAACAUUAAAAAUGCUCAGCCAAACUGGAUAAUUUCCACAUAAACCACAAGAUCUAAAAACAAUAGGUAAAGGUGAAGGGACCCCUGACCAUUAGGUCCAGUCGUCACCGACUCUGGAGUUGUGACGCUCAUCUUGCUUUAGUGGCUGAGGGAGCUGGUGUACAGCUUCCGGGUCAUGUGGCCAGCAUGACUAAGCCGCUUCUGGCGAACCAGAGCAGCGCACGGAAACGCCGUUUACCUUCCCGCCGGAGCGGUACCUAUUUAUCAACUUGCACUUUGACGUGCUUUUGAACUGCUAGGUUGGCAGGAGCAGGGACCGAGCAAUGGGAGCUCACCCCACUGCGGGGAUUCGAACCGCCGACCUUCUGAUCGGCAAGUCCUAGGCUCUGCGGUUUAACCCACAGCGCCACCCGUGUCCCUAAAAAACAACAAUAGCAACCCCCUAACAAAACACCACAAACACCCCAGCCCAAGAGUCUGCUUAUUCUUGGCAUCUGAUCAUAGUUUGUUUAGUGAGAAACAUCCCACAAUCCUGGAUCUGGGCAACAUGGUAAGCCAAGGUUCAUGGUUUGUUGCUCCAGCUCAUAGCUGGGAAAACAGCAAAGUGGAAGCAUGCAUUGACACGCUGCUCAUUUCUGGCCAAUGAGAAAGAAUCCCCAUUAAAAUUAAGGAGCUACAUGAGAGCACUACCACACUAUUGCAAUGCUCCCUUUGAUUUCAGUGGGGUUGGGCAAGAUAAUUUCCUGGUUGAUUGUGCUCUUUAGGAUGAAAUCCUUUACCCACUUACUUUAGAGUAAGAACUCCCUGAACUCAAUAGGACUUAAUUUUGUGUAGACAUGUAUAGAAUCACAUGGUAAUGUUACCUGUAAAGUGCUGUGAACACUGACAAUAGAUACAUAGGUUUAUGGUGUUAUUUGGCAUGUAAAAUACUAUGCACACUGCUGGUGGUAUAGAAAUAAAUCACGGCCACCCACCUUGCAUAGUAGAAAUUUAUGCAUCUUGGCAAGGUGUUAAAUGAAGGGUAGCACAUCUCCAUGGUAAUAGAUCUUGCCACAGAAAAGGUCAUUGCAGGUUCUUUUCUGCCAAAGGCACUAAUAUUCCCAUGAAGCAUAAAUGAGGAAUUAUAGUCUGGGGUAAGGGCUUCAUCUUACUUUGAUGUUUGUUUUUGGAUCUAGUUACCCAUGCAAGUACAAAGCAAACAUGCCUUACAUUGUUGUGAAUGACAUGUGUGCAUUAAAUUGCACUUUUCUUAGUAAAAUACAUGGGAAAGAAAAUACGGCUUUUCUAUGUCCUAAAAAAUAGGAGUGCACCAUUCACAACCAACAUGGAGUUGGAGAAGCUCUUGUAGGUUAUCUAGUCCUGUUCUUCCCAAACUAUCUGAUGGAGUGGACCAACAAAUCUCCCCCUCCUCAAUGUGCCAGUGACCGGUACAAUGUUUGGACUCUGAAGCAUCCUACCCAACCUAGGCUGGGUUAAGUAGCCAUGGUCUGUGGACCACCGUUUUGAAUAUCACUGAUCUAGUCAAACCCUGCGCAAUGCAGGAAUUUCAGGACACCCUCACACUUUCUAUGGAUUGCCUCUUUUGUAGCCUGAACUCCUUUCCCUUCCAACCAGGAGGAAGAAAACAUGUACAAGCGCCCCCCCCCAUGCAUUUGACUUGUGCGCGACUGUGCAUACGUGCGGUGCUGGGAAAUAUGUAAAGAAUUCCAUUCAUAUCCAGAAGUGGUGGAAGAGAGCUGGAGAGUGCUUGUGGCUUGUGUGGAGCCCCUCCCCUCCUGGAGCCUGAAUAGGACUUCAGUGAGGGUGAAGGAAACCCCGAAGAGACCGGAGGUGCAGCAGGACUUCGUUUAGCCUGCUCAGCCUCCCUAUCUAGAAGUUGAUGUGUAGGGUAGCACAGCUGCAGUUGCGGUUUUCCCACAUGUCCUCCAGCCUCAGAGGUUCAAUUCCAGUUGUGGAUAUUUUUGGAUACGGUAUUGUUGAUAUGGACUGAACAGAAGUGAAAGAGAGGGUGUUUAAAGAGGGUUUAGAGGUUGCUCCCCACCUUUCACAAUUUCACUUAUGCACAUGGGGGCUCAGAACUUAAACCCCAUGUAAGUGGGGAGUUGCCUGUAUCUGGUUUACAGGAGAGUUAAAAUGUGGGUAGGGGUGGUUGAAGGGACAGGAGUGGCGGUGUUGUCUAAACCACAGAGACUAGGGCUUGCUGAUCAGAAGGUUGGUGAUUCGAAUCCUCACGACGGGGUGAGCUCCCGUUGUUCAGUUCCAGCUUCUGCCAACCUAGCAGUUCGAAAGCACAUCGAAGUGCAAGUAGAUAAAUAGGUACUGUUCCAGCGGGAAGGUAAAUGGCGUUUCUGUGCGCUGCUCUGGUUCAUCAGAAGUAUCUUAGUCAUGCUGGCCACAUGACCCGGAAACUGUACGCCGGCUCCCUUGGCCAGUAAAGCAAGAUGAGCACUGCAACCCCAGAGUCGUCCGUGACUGGACCUAACGGUCAGGGGUCCCUUUACCUUUACCUUUGGGGUGGUUGAGAAAUUGUAUUCAGAUUCUCUUCAAGGCGAAUUUAUCUAAUUCACAAUUUCCAAAAUAAUAUGCAAACUGAAACACAGCCAUCUUUCAAAAUUUGCACAUCUCAGCAGUUUGCAGGGCAGUUCUCUGGCAAAGUAUUGUGUACAAAAAAGCAUAUACCAGGGCAGGGGUCGGCAACCCGCGGCUCCAGAGCCGCAUGUGGCUCUUUUACACCUUUGCCGCGGCUCCGGGGCGGAUACUAGCGAGGGGAGGAGGCGCAUUGUGUGCCCCGACACUCCCCACUGUGGCGGGUGCUGUACUGGCUAUGACGUAGCAUGGGGGCGGUGUGUGCGUUAGUCACGCACCGUCCCGACGUCACCUUCCCGCCCACCCGCUACAUUGUAAGGGGCAUGUACGCUGGUCACUGCAUUGAAAGGGGGCAUGUAUGCUGGUCACUGUUUUGAAGGGGAGUGAAGAACACACACACACAAAAGGGUAACUUGUUAAUUUAACGUUUAUUUCUAUGAGGAGGAGUAAUUCUGAGGGGUCAAACAAAGAAAUAAUAAAAAAGUGACAAAAAAGUUAUUUUUAUAAUGACGAGUUUUGCGGCUCCCAGUUUUUUUUUCUUCUGAAACGCGUCCAAGUGGCUCUUUUUGUCUUAAAGGUUGCAGACCCCUGUACUAGGGUAAACUGUGUACUGAAAUGCAUAGGUUAGUGAAAAUAACAUUAAAAUAUAUUACAUUUGGGAAAUUGCUUUGCCAAAAUGUGUAUGUUAAGGAACAUUGCAUAAAAAUGUAUAUUGUAGGAAAAAUUCUCUGGUGAAUUUUCAUGCAGGUUUUCUGAAUUUUUUUUCUAAUUGCAAACUGAUGGGGAAAUGUGGAGAACUGGAGACUGGAAGAAUAAUAAAGUGAGAGAAACCAGAACUGACAGAAUUGCUAUUUUCAUUUAUUAUGUUUCUAUGCCAUUUUCCCACUCACAUGAAUCACAAAGCAGCUCAGAAAUAAUAAAUAAACAAUAAUGUAAUGGAACAUCACAAUGACAACAUAAAUCCUAUAUAAUAAUUAACAAAUCAUCAGUGAAACAAUUACAAAUCAUCAGUAAAAUAGUCACAUUCUAUAAAACACAAUUAACUAAAUAACUAAAAAAUAAGCUAAACAGCAAAAACACAACAAAAGUCAUAUUAUAAGAUUCACAAAGCACUACAGCACUCCUAGUCCACAAAAUAAUAUUGACAUUAGCAACCAAAACCAAACUAAGCACUGUUGAGUUGGCACACAGACGCAUACUCCUCACCCCAAUGUGUGUGUGCAUUCAGCUUCCUUAUCCUUUUGACCCUUUAACUCUUAAAAUUUGAGCCCUCAUCUCUGCUUCAUCUAUGUUUGGAAUAGGCCUGGGCUCUGGUUAACAUGAGCAAGAAUGGUUUAGGUAAUUUUUAAAGAAUCUGUAUCCAUGGGAUAUGAUGAUCUACAUCCAUAUUAGCACAGGAGAUUCUGUCUGAUUUUGCCGAUUCUUUGCUUGUGGUCUCUUCCACAGCAUGCUGGAAAAGUCAUGCAUAUAAAGUGUUGCAAGGCUAUAAAUAAUGGUGUUGGAGCUGUUGAACUGCUGCACAAAUGCUCGGCAGUUUAUAAAAGGAUCUUUUUAUUAUACACUAUUUACACUUCAAAUCAAAGGGGGAACUCUGGUGGUUUACAUCAGAGAUUGGAAUGCACUCCUGGUGGAGCGGGGGCACUCCAUCCCUCCCUUAGCGCUGCUUAGACAUAAUUUCCUAUUAAGGAAACUUUUGAGCAAGGGGAAAUAGACACGUAGAGCCAUUUUCCUCCUCCUUGUGUGUUGCACAAAUGCAGCUGAUUGAGACACUUGGAAAGAAGGCUUGCAAUUUCCAUGCUAGCAGCCCCUGCUCAUCUCACUCUCUUGUGAAUUAGCCCUUGAGUUUCGAGACCAGGCAUGUUUCCCUUGAGAAAUGUAGCCAAAUGUUCUGUUUAUUUGCUUUUAUUUUAGAUUAUCACAACAAACAAAACAACUUGCCCCAAGACAUUGUGUAAUAAAUUAGUUGGAGUCAAUCAAAAGAGAUACCACAAAGUCAAGACAAGCAAACAAAAAGCAGUGUAAAUCAGCCUUGAAUUCAGUAGUAGCUACAGGUGACAAGCCAUAGGUGACAAGGUGAGUGCCAAAGUGAGAGCAUUUGGGUCAAAAUUAAGGGAGAGAAGAAUAACAGUGACCUCAUUGUGGGAGUUUACUAUAGAUCCCCAAGCCAAAUGGAGGACAUAGAUGAUGCCUUCCUGGAACAGAUGGCCAAGCAUGCAAAAGGAAGGGAGAUAGUAGUAAUGGGGGACUUCAAUUACCCGGAUAUUUGUUGGAUGUCAAACUCAGCCAAGAGCACAAGGUCAAACAGAUUCCUCACUGGCCUUGCAGACAACUUCAUUGUUCAGAAAGUGGGAGAAGCAACAAGAGGAACAGCCAUUUUAGAUCUGGUCCUAACCAAUGUUGAUGACCUGGUUAGUGGGAUAGAAGUGGAAGGAUCAUUAGGCGCGAGUGAUCAUGCUCUUCUGAAGUUUACUAUACAGCGGAAAGGAGCAGCCAAGCAUACUAGGACUCAAUUUCUUGACUUUAAGAAAGCUGACUUCAUAAAACUUAGGGAAGUGCUGAGUGAGAUCCCAUGGACAGUAAUACUAAAAGGAAAGGGAGUUCAUGAUGGCUGGGAGUUUGUUAAGAGGGAGAUACUAAAAGCACAACGUCAGGCAAUACCAAUGAGACAGAAACAUGGAAGGUACCUAAAGAAGCCAGGGUGGCUAUCUAAAGAACUCUUAACUGAGUUAAGAUUAAAAAAGGAUGUGUACAAAAAAUGGAAAAGGGGGGAAACCACCAAAGAGAAAUUCAAACAAAUAGCCAGCACGUGUAGACACAAAGUCAGAAAAGCUAAAGCACAGAAUGAACUCAGGCUUGCUAGAGAGGUUAAAAGCAACAAAAAGGCUUUUAUGGGUAUGUCCGUAGCAAAAGGAAGAACAAAGAAACAGUGGGGUCACUCAGAGGAGAAGAUGGUGAAAUGCAAACAGGGGACACAGAAAGGGCUGAACUCCUCAAUGCCUUCUUUGCCUCAGUCUUCUCCGAUAAAGAAAACAAUGCCCGACCUGAAGAAUUUGGAGCAAAUGAUUCAGCAAAGGAAACACAGCCCAGAAUAACUAAGGAGAUAGUACAAGAAUACUUGGCUAGUUUAGAUGUAUUCAAGUCUCCAGGGCCAGAUGAACUGCAUCGAAGAGUAUUAAAAGAACUGGCAGAUGUGAUCUCAGAACCACUGGCAAUCAUCUUUGAGAAUUCCUGGAGAACAGUUGAAGUCCCGGCAGACUGGAGGAGGGCAAAUGUUGUCCCUAUUUUCAAAAAGGGGAAAAGAGAGGACCCAAAUAAUUACCGCCCAGUUAGUCUGACAUCAAUACCAGGGAAGAUUCUGGAGCAGAUCAUUAAGCAAACAGUCUGUGAGCACCUAGAAAGGAAUGCUGAGAUCACCAACAGUCAGCAUGGAUUUCUGAAAAAUAAGUCAUGUCAGACUAACCUGAUCUCGGUUUUUGACAGAAUUACAAGCCUGGUAGAUGAAGGGAACGCAGUGGAUGUAGCCUACCUUGAUUUCAGCAAGGCAUUUGACAAGGUGCCUCAUGAUAUUCUUGUAAAGAAGCUGGUAAAAUGCGGUCUUGACUAUGCUACCACUCAGUGGAUUUGUAACUGGCUGACUGACCGAACCCAAAGGGUGCUCAUCAAUGGUUCCUCUUCAUCCUGGAGAAGAGUGACUAGUGGGGUGCCACAGGGUUCUGUCUUGGGCCCGGUCUUAUUCAACAUCUUUAUCAACGACUUGGAUGAUGGACUCAAGGGCAUCCUGAUCAAAUUUGCAGAUGACACCAAAUUGGGAGGGGUGGCUAACACCCCAGAGGACAGGAUCACACUUCAAAACGACCUUGACAGAUUAGAGAACUGGGCCAAAACAAACAAGAUGAAUUUUAACAGGGAGAAAUGUAAAGUAUUGCACUUGGGCAAAAAAAUGAGAGGCACAAAUACAAGAUGGGGACACCUGGCUUGAGAGCAGUACACGUGAAAAGGAUCUAGGAGUCUUGGUUGACCACAAACUUGACAUGAGCCAACAGUGUGACGCGGCAGCUAAAAAGCCAAUGCAAUUCUGGGCUGCAUCAAUAGGAGUAUAGCAUCUAGAUCAAGGGAAGUAAUAGUGCCACUGUAUUCUGCUCUGGUCAGACCUCACCUGGAGUACUGUGUCCAGUUCUGGGCACCACAGUUCAAGAAGGACACUGACAAACUGGAAUGUGUCCAGAGGAGGGCAACCAAAAUGGUCAAAGGCCUGGAAACGAUGCCUUAUGAGGAACGGCUAAGGGAGCUGGGCAUGUUUAGCCUGGAGAAGAGGAGGUUAAGGGGUGAUAUGAUAGCCAUGUUCAAAUAUAUAAAAGGAUGUCACAUAGAGGAGGGAGAAAGGUUGUUUUCUGCUGCUCCAGAGAAGCGGACACGGAGCAAUGGAUCCAAACUACAAGAAAGAAGAUUCCACCUAAACAUUAGGAAGAACUUCCUGACAGUAAGAGCUGUUUGACAGUGGAAUUUGCUGCCAAGGAGUGUGGUGGAGUCUCCUUCUUUGGAGGUCUUUAAGCAGAGGCUUGACAACCAUAUGUCAGUGCUCUGAUGGUGUUUCCUGCUUGGCAGGGGGUUGGACUUGAUGGCCCUUGUGGUCUCUUCCAACUCUAUGAUUCUAUGAUUCUAUGAUUCUAGGUGAAUGCUUCCAGAGCAGAAACAAAGUGGGCUGCAGGAGAAUGGAAGUUCUCUUCCUAUGUGCCCAGCAUAGAAAAACAGUAGGCUGCUGCAAGACAGUCAGAGCAGUUUGAUUCUCUCUGCCAGCCUCCAGCAGGCUAGCAACAUUUAUGCAGGCUAGUAUAUUUUGUGGGCUUAUUUACAAGACUGGUAUAACAGCUAACUAGAUUUAAAUAAAAUCAUCAUCAUCAUCACCACCACCACCAUCACCAUCACCAUCAUCUCCUGCUUCCUAAACAAUAUAGACCAGCUCAGACAGGCCUCAUUUGGAAAAGAGCUCUGCAGGAUAGACUUCAGGAUAGAUAAGGUUUUAACUGGCAUCCUCAGCAACCUGGCAUCAGGAAAGGAUGGCACAGAAAGCCAGGCUUUCCCUGAUGAUUUGAACUCAGGUGUGAGGAAUAUUUGGCCUUCCAUAUGUUGCUGAACUGCAACUCCCAUCAACCCUAUCAAGCAUGGUAAAUGGCUAGGGAUGAUGGGACUCAUAGUGCAGCAACAUCUGGAGGGCCCAGGGUUCCCUAACCUGCUUUAGCAUGUGUUUGUGUAGUAUGUAGCCAAAUGGGCUGUUCGGGAUAUUAUUAUUGAAAGGUAAAGGUAAAGGACCCCUGGACGGUUAAGUCCAGUCAAAGGUGACUAUGGGGUUGUGGCGUUCAACUUGCUUUCAGGCCAAGGGAGCCUGCGUUUGCCCACAGACAGCUUUCUGGGUCAUGUGGCCAGCAUAACUGAACCUCUUCUGGCGCGACAGAAUACCGUGACGGAAACCAGAGCGCACGGAAAAGCCGUUUACCUUCCCACCACAGUGGUACCUAUUUAUCUACUUGUACCGGUGUGCUUUUGAACUGCUAGGUUGGCAGGAGCUGGGGCAGAGCAACGGGAGCUCACUCCGUCUCGGGGAUUCGAAUUGCUGACCUUCCAAUCGGCAAAACCAAGAGCCUCAGUGGUUUAGACCACAGUGCCACCUGACAGUCAACGCCACUCCAACUUACUGGUUGUAAGUAAGAAAGCAGGCAGGUGGGGGCUGACUGAGGGCACAUCUGGUUGGUGGUAAAAGUAAAGGUACCCCUGACCAUUAGAUCUAGUCGUGGACGACUCUGGGGUUGCGGCGCUCAUCUCGCUCUAUAGGCUGAGGGAGCCAGCAUUUGUCCGCAGACAGCUUCCGGGUCGUUACCAUCUACCUGUGACUGGUUUUCAAACCAAGGUUUUCUCAGCCUUACUUGAAGAUGCUGGGGAUUGAACCUGUGACCUUCUGCAUGCAAAGCGGACUCUCUUUCACUGCCCGUUAUCAAUCAUCUUGCAGACUUUCUCUCUACCAUUUUCUGCCCUUCAGGAAAAAAAUCAAGUAUAAUAUAAAAACAUGUCUACGGACACCAGACCUCUGCUGCCCAGUUUGUAUGCUUGUUUUUUGUCUGUUUGAAGCAAGUUGUUUAAAAGGAUUGAGUUUUAAAUCCUAGCCAGCUUUUCCGUCCGUUGGUGUUGCCUGUCUCCAUGGGACACGUUGCACCCGCCCUUAAAAUAACAGAGCCGCUCAUCUGCUGAGACUUGAACUGCAGCCCUCCCUCGUAUCACUUUCCUUUACUCUCCUGGCCAAUCAUGCUCUUAAGCAAUGUUAACUUAUAUCUCCAGUGUGCUCAGCAUUUCAAAUCUACAUUACAUAGGCAGGAAUGAGAGUCUCCUUGGGGGACACUGGUGGAGCAUGGUGUAAAUGACGUGUUGAAAGUGCUGGAGUCAGCAGAGAAGGCCCUGACUAAAUAAGGGUAUGCAUUGCAGUAGUUUACCUAACCGACAGGAGAAUGCAACAACCAAGAGCUUACAUGCUUGUCCAUUAAGUAGAAACCUGUUCUGGCUUUGUGUAGAUUCUGUGCUGUGCUCAUAGAAUAACAUGACAAAACAUUCAGCUUCCUAAGAAAUUUGUGCUUUUUUGUCUUUUUCUCCUGAAAAAGGAAGUUUCUACUGCUUAUUGCAAACAACAAGUUGGAAUUAUAUUAAUUCUGGGGGCUAAUGGUUGGGAAAUUAAAAAUUGAAGUUCUUGAUAAAGGUUCUGCCUUUGCUGCCCUUUCCUUCUCUUGCUUUUCCUUGCCUGCCCUUUCCCCUCCUGUUCCUUUCCAAUAAAUGCAAAUUCAUAAGAAAAGCUGAAUAUUGGAUUCAGAAUAAAUUAUGCAAAUCCAUAUUAUCUAUACACAUUUAUAGGCCUUCUUAUGAUUGCACAGUUUGGAUUUUGCUGAGGCAGAAAUAUGAGGGGGGGUUGUAUAUAUUAUGACAUCCCUUAAAUCAGCUGUGGGGAACCUCCCCCCCCCCUCAUCUGAGUGCCACAUUCCCUUCUGGGGUGCCAAGUACCAGUGGGAUGGAGCCAGAGGCAAAAGUAACUAGGCAAAAGUGACUAGAGCAAUGGAUGUGAUUUUUUAAAUCUUUGUACAGUAGGUUAGUUUCCACAUAGACUUGCAAACUCCUUUCUAUCCUCUGCCCAAGCAAAAAGCCCUAUCAGAAUUCCAGGACAAAUUCUAGGAAGGCAAAAACACUCAAGGUAGAUGCAGGGCUGUUGAGGGGCAGUGUGGCCUGAUGAGGGUGUGUGGCCUAGGGAGUCCCUCCCAAGGGACAAGUAGAAGAGUCUGGGGGACUACAUUUGGCCUCUGGGCCUAACCUUCCCCACUGCUGCUUUAAAUAGCCACUCCAAACUCUUUUUGAAGAUGUGUGUUUGGAAGCUUUCUUCUAAACACACUACUGACCCAAGUGUCUAUUGACAUCCAUGUCAUGAUGCUCAAUCAGGUCCAGUUGAGUGGAUUUUCAUGUAGACAAGGGUGCCUGUUGCCACUAUAGGCCACGAGCAGCUGGGCUCAACUAGAACUGAUUCAGGGACAAUUCACGUUCUUACAAACCACGCCCAUAUCCAACAGUUCUACUCUUGUCAUGGAGCUUUCAAAGGGACUAUUUUAGCAAGGGGAGAAAUACGGCAGCCAGAGGAAUGCCUUUUAGGCUUUGUCUGCACCAGCUUUCUUAUUCUGGGCCAGUGGUGAUAUGAGACCCAUGGAAUGUGAUCUCCACUUUUGAUGUCUUCAUGGGGCUCAUCCAUAGGGCUUUCUGUGUAGGCAGGCGUGUGCAGAAUGCUUCAGCCUACACUGAUCCCCACUAGUACGUGUGGCUGGCAGGGACAGGUGCAACCUGCACGGCACAAGUCUGAGCAGAAAGAGUCUGCGUGACUUGUUCCUCAGUGCACCAUGGAGUUCGAGGGAGAAGCAGACCUCCAUCAUUCCAUUCAUUUAUUCUGCUGGAAUUCCAUUCCGCGUAGCAUUCCACUCCUAAAUUCCAGUUUGACUUGGAGUAUUUCCAAAAUUAAUUCUGGAAUUGGACACUUUGCUGUAGCUUUAUGCUCAUUCUGCACACAUUUCCCUCUCUGCAUUGCCAAUAUGUCUGUACAUAGCGGGGUCUCUCCCCCUUUUUUACUUUGCAGUUUUUAAAGGUGUGCACUUGUCAUUCUCACACAUGAUACUGGCCGCAAAGCACAAUAAGGCAAAUUAGCCUGUGUAAGAGCUGUCUGCUGCUGCAUGUGAUAUGAGCAGCCCCUGCUUAGCGCCUAACUUUCUAGAGCAGGGCAACAAACCAUAGAGUGGCAGGAUUAUACCUAUAGAUAUAUGCUGUCUUCCCUGUUCUUUUCUUCGCCUUUCCUCCGUAUUGAUGAUUCCCUUACUCCUAGCAGCUGGUUGCUCACCUCAUUCUCUCUCUGCAAGUCCAGCAGACAGAAAAAAUACCCUAGCUGUACAAGAACUGGGCCAGCCCUGUGCCAUUCAUUCUUUUGUGCUUCAGUUUCUGUGCCUGAGGCUAGCGGCAUACUCUGCAUAUAUCCUUAAGUCUCUUUCUAAUGGAAGCUUCUCUAUGAAUGCCAGCCUCUCAAACUCUCUGUGUCACUACCCACAUUAGAGCAGGAGGUGUGAGGAAGGAUUGUGAGGCACACUGUACUUUCUAAAGUGGUGUGCAAUAGACAAAGGUCAAAAAAUCAUAGCUGGGCUUGAUAGCCAGCCAGAAUAUGCUCCUGUCUGAAUCUUUCUCCCUGCCAAUGAAAGGGGACAGGAUCUGAGAUGGUGCUCAGCUCAGGUCCUAGCCCAGCUUGUGUGAAUGGCGUAUGUGACUAGAGUACCGUAUGUAUGUGUAUCCCAUGUGAGUAGUGUGAAUGGGUGCAUGUGAGCAAAAGUGAAUGGGGGACACAAAUAAGUUAUUUCACAUACACACUACCCUAAAACGCAUCCACUAGUUUCUGUGGAUCUCUACCUAUCAUACGCUUUGUAUCUCUUGGGACAAGAGAGUGUGGUUUGGAAGCCCUUCCUUUUCUGAAAAGUCAGGGAUAAAGCAUUUUCAUGGAACUGGCAUGGACUUCUAGCCCCAUGCAAUUUAAUCACUGAAAUGAGCAAAGGUCAAGAGUUGACAAAAUUCUAUGACUGUGAGUGAACAUAGAAAGUUACCUUAUACCAAGUCAGACCACUGGUCCACGUAGCUCGGUAUUAUCUACUUGAGGGUUUUGGACAGGAGUCUUUUCCAACUCUGCCUGGAAAUACUAGUGGUCAGUAGCUCAGUAAGAAAAAUAGUUUCCCCAGGGACCACUGGAUUUCUUAAUGAGAUUAGAACAGCCUUUAUUUUUCCCAUGUGACAUGUCCUGGCAGGAAGUUUGCAGAUGCUCGCCUCUUGAUCCCAUUUUUCCAGCCUGUUGUAUUUCUGAAUGGAUGUAGAUGUCACUUUCUCAGUUAAGGUCAGCCUUGCUGGCUGUGGGACAGUGGAGGCAGUACUUCUGGGCCAGAAUGUGUAGCUCAGCUGCUUUUCUCUUCUUCAUCUGUACCCUGGUCAUUAACCUACUGAGUCUCUUGUUUGUCCCUUGUUUACCCAUCCUUGACAACAAUAGUUUCUUGUCAAAAUAAGAAGACAACACAAAUCUGAGCAUUUACAUAAUGCUUAAUAUUUUUCUUUUUUUACAGUGCUUCAUUGUUCCCAUUGCCUCACGUACACUAUCACAAUAACCCUUGCAAGAGAGGCAAGAUUGGUAUCUUUACAUAUGGGGGAGGAUACUAAGGUUGAGAGAUGGUGGCUUACUUAUGGCCAUAGAGCAGGGGAGAGAAACUGUUGGCCUUCCAUUGAUGCACUACAUGGAACUGGCGGAAAUGACUGGCAGAAUCCGAGACCAGGGAGAGGAGUUGGUGGAAGAAGACUGGAAAAAGUUUAAAGAUUAUCUACAGAAAUAUUGUAAAAUUAAUGAAUGUUAGAAAAAUGUUGAAAUGAAGUUAUAUGGCUUUAGUAGAAAUAUUAUAAGGAAUUAAGUACAGAUAGGUUAAUAGAGUAUUAAAGGGAAAAAAAUAAGGUUAGAAUGAGUUAAGAUAAUUAUAGGAUUGAAAACAGGAGGAUGUAAAGGAAUUGCUGAAAUAAUUAACAGAAGUGGAAUACAAAAAGGGAGGUGUGAGGAGGUCGUGGAAAUAAGUGAAUGAAAGAAGAGAUAAUGAAAUUGGUUGAUUUAUUUUAUUGUCUUAAUCUUGUUUUGUUAAUUUGAUGUGUUGUAUUGUAUUGUAUUGUUUUUCUUUUUCUUUAUUUUCUUCUUUUUUCUUUUAGUGUUUUUGGAAAAAUAAAAAUUUUUUUUUUUUAAAGAAACUGUUGGGCUUCCAGAUGUUGUUGGACUCCAACUCCCGUCAGCCCCAGCCAGUAUGGCUAAUGGCCAGGAAGUUGUAGUCCACCGACAUCUGGAGGGCCACAGAUUGGCAACCCCUGCCAUAGAGAGUUAAUAGUUGAGCUGAGAUUUGAACCAGUAACUUAUUGGAUGACAUUCUGUAAGUCAGUGGUGGACAAGGUCUGGAAACUGUGAGUCCACUCUUGCUCUCCAGAUCACUGCCUUAGGAAUGGCUUCCUCUUUUGUGUCGUGUGUGUGUAAGUGUAAGAGAGAGGUGGCACAGAGAAAGGGUGGCCAAGCAGAAAACUCUGUCCCUAUUGGCUGACCCAAUCCACUGCUGGCAUGUUGCUCCUGACAGUUUACCUCUGAGGGACUGUGACCAUCAAUAAGAAGGAGAUUGUUCUUAAUUUGGUGAGCCCCAGGACCCACCGAAUAUGGCCAUACUCUGAUCUAAGGUGGCUCACACAAAUGUCUCCUUUUUGGAGUUUCAUUUUAAACAGAAAGGGUGGGAAGGAGACACACACACAUGCAGGGAGAGAGUUCUUUUUAUCUUUAAUUGUUGAGUAGGAGAAGAUACUCUGGCAGAUAUGCCUUUUUCAUAAAACACCCAAGAAAUCUUAAAACAAUCAAAUACAUAUCCUGUUGGGCUAACUACAUUUCACUCAGCUUUGAUGAGCUGCAGAAUGAAAGUUUCCCCAAACAAUUUUUACAAAGGAGUUUACAACCAUUUCUCCAUGAUUUUAGUGUACCCGGAAUUCUUUGUACAGCUAUUUUUGUGUGUGUGGGUUUUCACCCCCUUUCUCAGUAGCAAGAGCCUUUUUCUAGACAACUGUUUAAAAAUACAAGUUAUCUUGCCCUCCUUAGCUCUUGUCACUAUAAAGAGGGAAAAAGAAAAAUGUGCAUACAGUAAAAAGUAAUCAUUAAAACUGGAAAUAGUUCUUACAUUGCACUUUGGGAUCAAUGCUCAUGUUUCAGUAGAAGUUAAGGGCAAACUAGAUGUGACAUUAGAUAUUGCAAAAUUCCAAAGCCACAUUGCUAGAAAUCAAGCUGUAUUUGCUUGAUUUCUAGCAAUGUGUUUGGUCAUGUUAACUUGCCUGGAACGUGGUGAUUCAUGGGGCAUUGAGUGUGCUGUAAGGAUGCAGUCCUAUGUCCAAUCAGAAGCAAGUCCCAUUUUCUCAGUGUUUUUUCCCCUAAAAAAAAAUGUUUAGGGGUACUCUCAUUUUGACUCAAGAAAAUCACAAUUUUAUAGUUCAAAUCAGGAAAAAUAAAUACAAUAAAUGGACAAAAGUACAAAGAUUCACAAAUUGUUUAGGGGUAUGUGUACCCCUGCAUACCCCCAGAAGAAAAAGCAUUGGACUUACUCUUUGGUAAGUGAGUAUACUAUACACACUUAAGAUGUUCACUAUAUGCAACCGACUGUACCUCACAGUGUUGUCAUGAGGAUAAAUAGAGUGCAGGAAGAAUAAUGUAUGCUGCUUUGAGCUCCUUGGAAGCCCCUUUGUUAUUUAAUAAAGUUACCCAAUCUGGUAAAGCAGCAAUAACCCUGAACUUGUAUUCUUUGAGUUAGAUGUGUACGUGUUACAGGGAUGUUUCUGUAGCUUGUUAUACCAGAGGGUUAAGAUGAGAAGUUGCCUUUUGGCCAUGGUGGGUGAACAUCAUAUGCAGGGAUUUAGAUGGAGCGGAUUUUGUUUCCUUCCAGCUGCCUGCUAGAUGAUGUUUCACCACCUGUGCAACUAAAACUCUGUCUCUGAGCCACUUAUUCCCUUGGCUCCUUCCGGACUCCUGCAGCUUUAGGCAACUGUAUGGGUGCAUCCUCAAUACGCAUGUAAACCAGUUUCAAACUGGCUUGACAACAGUUGACUUCCUCCCCCAAAGUUCAUGGGAAAUAUGCUUUGUGGAGGGUGCCAAUGUUUCUUAGUUUGAACAUAUGGCCGUUAAACGAGCUUGGAACUGGUUUUUAAAUGCAUCAGUUAUACCAUUGCAAGAGUGCAUGGAGUUUGUUGUGCUAAUGCUCACAAUUGCUACUACAGACCUUAAUAUGCAUCAAACUACUAGAAAAGCAUUACGACACGGAAGACAUCAUGUUUGCAGUGUUUGAGGCAAGCAUUACAAAUGGUCCUUGUUGUGCAUCCCUAAAUAUAGGUCUGCAGAACCUUGUAUGUCAAUUUCUCAUUUUAUGUGAGAGGGACAAGUCAUAUAUGGAAAUCAGGGGUGGGCAGACCUAUCAAUUUCAGUUUCUCUCAGUUUCUCAUUUUUUCAGUCCUUAAAUUUGGUUCAUUAUAUUUCCAUCUCGGGUUGUGAUUUGAAAAAAAACAAAUAAACAGUAUUUCAAACAAAAAUACAGGCUGCAUACACACCAACCUAUUUGUAGCCAAAAAGGUCGUGUUUCUCAAUCUCCAAUUAUUCCUGCACAUAGUCAACAUGCUGUUUUCAGUCUAGAUUGACUCUUGAUCCUGGUGUUCACAAGGAUGGGUGUGGUUAUUUGAAAACUUUCCCCUUGAUCACAUAGCUGUCAACCGUCCCUUAUUUGGCGGGAAACUCCCUUAUCCCAGUGCUGUGUCCCGCUGCUGUCCCUUAUUGAUGAUGUCCCUUAAAUUUCCCGGGUUUCAAAGGAAGCAGCUCCUCUCCCUCCCUCCCUGCCGGCCAGGGAGGAGGGAGGCUCCAACUGGGUUGCUUGGCUGCGUUGCUCACCCAAUAAGGAAUCUAAGAACGACUGGGGGGUGGAGCUUGCAUGCCUUGUGCUGAUCAAAUCGGCCAUGUUGCCUGGGGACUCGCCUUCGCUCAGCGCUUCCCAGCGGAGAGGUGACAGUGGUCACCUCCUUGCUGCAUCCCCUUUGCCGGGUUGCUGCGCUGUGAGAACCACCGCUUGAGGCUUCGUUUGGCUGCUGGCUGGGCUUUCUGCUUUUGGCUUGGAGGGGCUCAGAAGUUGAACAUACCUGUGCUUGGAAAAUCCCUUAUUUUGGCUGCUGAUCCCUUAUUUUCGAGGCUGCUGGUCCCUUAUUUUCAAAUCUGUAAGUUGACAGGUAUGUGAUUAGGUUACCUACAGUGUUAGGAACUGAGAUAUGAAAGCUAGGAGCUAAAUGGCACCUUAAACCUAGGUUUAUGGGUGCAACAAUGGAAUGUCUAGGCACACUUUUUCUUUAUAACAAGAAUACAAGUCCUUCCCCUGCCCACCCCCGUAAUUAUUAUUAAGAGGGUCUCUUUUCCAGUCUUCAGAGAGUAGCUGGAAGUGGGGAGGCAGAAAAAUAUCCUCCUUUCCUUCCACUGCAGUUUUAAUAUGAAAUCCUAGGCCCAGAGCUCAGAAACUGCUUGCGCUAAUGAAAUUCCCUGUUGCAAAAUGCGCCUAGAACAAUGGGAGUUUCAAAAACUGGUUACCCAUGCCUUCUCCUCCCUGCACAUGCUCCAGGUGAAUGAAGAAGGAAGUGAUGAAUGCAGUCUUGUUAUAUGCCCACCCAUAACCUCAUUGAGUAAGUGUGGCUACACGCCCCCUCCCAUUGCUGCAACUGCAUACAUCUGUUUUGAACGGGACACACUGAGCGGUAAAGCAGAACAAAUCUUUAACAAAGAUCUUACAUUCAGAAUGAAACCAGUUUCUCAGAAGUGCUUUUCAGGGGCAAAAAUGAAUGAAUGAAUGAAUGAAUGAAUCUAGAUUUUGUGUGGACUAUGUAGAAAAAAACCCAAAUACUCAGUCUCCAUUGAUUCUAGAAUAAAAUGUCUGUACGCAGCCACAGUACAUCCCACCAGAGUGGAGAAGCCUGUGAUCAGGUGACCUUUGUGCCUGCUCAGUCUGCUAUUGAGGUGCUAACUGCUGAUGGGCAACUUCAAAGCACCUGCUCACCUUUCUUAGGGUCCUUUAUCUGGAUUUGGGUAGGAUAGCCUUUCAAAAAGAGCCUUUCUUCAAGUAAAGGACAGACGGCUAUCCUACCUAGUUCUUAAAGUGUGAUUGGAAUGGUGCCGCUUGGGAGUCUGGACAGUUGUGCUUCUUGGAUUCAUGACAUUUUCUCACUUCCCAUAGCAUGAACCUACUAAUUGGUGGCUCCCAGCCAGAAUCUCAGCUUUGACCACUGUGUCUAUUCCUUUGCUAUGGCAACCUGUUAAGCAGCAGCAACUCGCUUAUGAUGGCUUGUGCCAACAACACCAUGGUUUGCCAAAUCAUCCAAGCCCUUUCCUUUCCCGUCUAGCGGUGGGUGUGGCUGUCUGAGUACAGGGAAUAGUGGCUUGUUUGUGUGUUGCUGAGAGCCACAGGUUGGCAGCCAACUGCUUCUAUGAAGGCAGCAGUAGGGAAGAAAGUGGAAGGGAAUAAAUAACUUAUUUUAUUAUGGAUUCUACAGCUGACCCUAGAGUCACUGAACUUAAACAAAAAGAGUUCAUAGAGUGAGGUUAGAACGUGAACAGGCUGAGUUAGAAUUCAUUAGCAAAUCUGAUAAUGUUUCCCUUGAGCUGAAGAGGGGAUUACAAAUAGUGUAAUUGUUGACCCAUGCAACCAGGAAUAAUACUGUCUGCAGCUACGUAAGAUUUUCACUUCUGGCUUUGAGUUGGGAACACUCUCUGUAGCAGCUGAAAAAGAGGACAAGACCUCUUUCACCUUUAGUAGUUGGGUAGAAAAGGGGAUUCCAGCAGCUACACCUCCCUCAAAGUUAUCCCUUCUGAUAGUUCUUUACUUUUAAACCAAACUGGAUAGCCCACCUUCAAAUUGAGGACUGCCCUCUGCAAGUAGAAUACAUGAGCACUCUACCCAUUAGCUCUUAUAUAAGAACAUCCACUAAGGAACAGUAAUUCAUUGUUUGAUUGUUAACUCUCCUUUGUCCAAACCACAGACUCAUUUACAGCAAUUAGAUAGUAAACUCACCAUACCAGAUUUCCAGGCCACAUCAGGUUGUAGCCUACAAUACUUUAUGGCACAAUAAGCCUGUUUGUUUUUAUAGUGCAACGUAACCCUUUAUUGUUUCUACUAUAUGGUAUGAGAUCCUGCCUGGUCCAGAGCAUGCAAGAGAAAAAGUAAAGGGAUAGUUUUCUUUCCUUAAUAAAAAUUCACCAAUCUGAUAUGAGCUGGAAGGCCAACCUACAAAAGGAUCGAUAUUUGCUAAUUCAAGGCAUGUGUAAUGCUAACCUGUGCUGAAACUCUGUGCAUUUUAUUUCCGUAAAAGAAGGGAUGGGGUGGGGAAUUGCAAACUUAAGUAUAGGUGGUGUAGCCCACAUAAGGAAAAACCAGCCGUUUCCCUCCUCCUCGGCUCUUCCCAUAUUUGCAGUUUAUUUACAGGAAGCUCCACUUCAGUUUUUAAUUAAGCAUUUACUGCUUAUAUCAGUAGCUCAUCAGAGCUACUGAUAUAUAUCAGAGCUUGCAGGGCAGCAGUUGAAGAAGGAGCAAAAAGGGUUUUCUCGUGUGUGUGUGUUUCUUUGUGGCUGAUUAGCUGCUCUCCCUGUGCAAAGGUCAGAGGGGGCAGGGUUUCUGUUGAGGCAGGUGAUUAGCUGUGGGAGGAGCUUAUCAGAGCUUGCAGGGCAGCGGCGUGCGCAGUUUCAUCCAUCUUUUAGAUUUAGGGGAGCUAGUCUCAAAUGUUUGUUGGGGGGAGACCUAGGUGUUGGUGGGGGGAGUUAUUUGUCCUGUCUUCACGCUUUUUAUGAUGGAGGACCACUGUAGCCACCCCCAACGACACGUUCUCAAGAUGGAGGGGGAGGGAACAGCUGCAGGUUCUUACGCAAUGUUUGCCAUCUUGCCAAAGGUUGCAGGCAGCUUUACCUGCAGCAAUUGCAUGUUGAUUGCCCUCUUAAAAGACAAAGUCCAGCAACUGGAGGAACGUGUAGCUACGCUCCAAAGAAUUAGAGAGCUGGAGCUCUUCUUGGAAGCAACAGAGCACACCGUCUCCACCAAGGAGGAGACAGGGGACUCCCCUGAGAAGGAGGCUAGUUCACCAACACAGGAGCCAGAUAUAUGGAGAAACGUGACUCAAAGAAGUAGGAGGCCCAGGGUUCGCUCUGAUUGUUUAGAAAUACACAAUUGCUUUGAGGUCCUCUCCCCUAGCAUGGAAGACGAAGAGCAGACUCCAUUUGAGGAUCUCUCCCUCAUUACAGUCGAUCAGGUAAAUGAAGACGAGCAGCAAAGUCAGUCCUCAGGGAAUGUGCAGGCGACCUUGGAACGGACAGCUCACGGAAGAACCCCGACCAAACCUAAGAGGAGGCGUGUAGUGGUGAUAGGGGAUUCCCUACUGAGGGGAACAGAAGCAGUGAUCUGUGGGCCUGACAAGAUGUCUCGGGAAGUGUGCUGUCUCCCCGGGGCUAACAUCCAAGAUGUAACUGAACGACUGCAAGGAAUCAUAAAACCCACUGACAAAUACCCCUUCCUCUUGGUUCAUGUGGGAACCAAUGACACUGCAAGCAAUAGCCUCCAGUAGAUCAAAAGAGACUACGAGGCUCUGGGCAGGAAAUUGAAGCAAUUAAAUGCACAAAUUGUCAUCUCAUCUGUCCUCCCAGUUGAACGACGUGGCCCAGGGAGAAAGGGAAAAAUAGUGGAAGUGAACAGCUGGCUUCGCAAAUGGUGUAAACAGGAACGGUUUGGAUUCUUAGAUCACGGACUGCAGUUUCUUGAAGAUGGACUUCUGGCAAGUGAUGGGCUGCACCUCACAACGGUUAGGAGAAAUGUUUUUGCCAACAAUCUCAGAAACCUCAUCAGGAGGGCUUUAAACUGACUAAUGUGGGGGAGGGAGACAGUGCUCCUGAAGGUAGGAGUCUAUCAAUUGAUGAAGAUGAUCAUCCAAAUGUCAUAGACCAAAUGGAGCAAACAGCACGCAGACCUAGUGGUGGGAGGAAAAAUCCUUAAAUAAGAGACACGGGGGAAUGAUUAAUGGACUUCAAUGUCUGUACACUAAUGCGCAAAGCAUGGGAAAUAAACAAGAUGAGCUUGAGCUCUUGGUACAGCAAACUAAAUAUGACAUAAUAGGCAUCACUGAAACCUGGUGGGAUAAGUCCCACGAUUGGAAUGUAAUAAUGGGGGAAUACAAUCUAUUUCAGAGAAACAGACCAGACAAGAAAGGAGGAGGAGUGGCAUUAUAUGUCAGGGAUGUGUAUACCUGUGAAGAGAUCCAAGAUUUAGAACCUCAAAGCCAAAGUGAGAGCAUUUGGGUCAAAAUUAAGGGAGAGAAGAAUAACAGUGACCUCAUUGUGGGAGUUUACUAUAGAUCCCCAAGCCAAACGGAGGACAUAGAUGAUGCCUUCCUGGAACAGAUGGCCAAGCAUGCAAAAGGAAGGGAGAUAGUAGUAAUGGGGGACUUCAAUUACCCGGAUAUUUGUUGGAUGUCAAACUCAGCCAAGAGCAUAAGGUCAAACAGAUUCCUCACUGGCCUUGCAGACAACUUCAUUGUCCAGAAAGUGGGAGAAGCAACAAGAGGAACAGCCAUUUUAGAUCUGGUCCUAACCAAUGUUGAUGACCUGGUUAGUGGGGUAGAAGUGGAAGGAUCAUUAGGCGCGAGUGAUCAUGCUCUUCUGAAGUUUACUAUACAGCGGAAAGGAGCAGCCAAGCAUACUAGGACUCAAUUUCUUGACUUUAAGAAAGCCGACUUCAUAAAACUUAGGGAAGUGCUGGGUGAGAUCCCAUGGACAGUAAUACUAAAAGGAAAGGGAGUUCAUGAUGGCUGGGAGUUUGUUAAGAGGGAGAUACUAAAAGCACAACGUCAGGCAAUACCAAUGAGACGGAAACAUGGAAGGUGCCUAAAGAAGCCAGGGUGGCUAUCUAAAGAACUUUUAACUGAGUUAAGAUUUAAAAAGGAUGUGUACAAAAAAUGGAAAAGGGGGGAAACCACCAAAGAGGAAUUCAAACAAAUAGCCAGCACAUGUAGACACAAAGUCAGAAAAGCUAAAGCACAGAAUGAACUCAGGCUUGCUAGAGAGGUUAAAAGCAACAAAAAGGCUUUUAUGGGUAUGUUUGUAGCAAAAGGAAGAACAAAGAAACAGUGGGGUCACUCAGAGGAGAAGAUGGUGAAAUGCAAACAGGGGACACAGAAAGGGCUGAACUCCUCAAUGCCUUCUUUGCCUCAGUCUUCUCCGAUAAAGAAAACAAUGCCCGACCUGAAGAAUUUGGAGCAAAUGAUUCAGCAAAGGAAACACAGCCCAGAAUAACUAAGGAGAUAGUACAAGAAUACUUGGCUAGUUUAGAUGUAUUCAAGUCUCCAGGGCCAGAUGAACUGCAUCCAAGAGUAUUAAAAGAACUGGCAGAUGUGAUCUCAGAACCACUGGCAGUCAUCUUUGAGAAUUCCUGGAGAACAGGCGAAGUCCCGGCAGACUGGAGGAGGGCAAAUGUUGUCCCUAUUUUCAAAAAGGGGAAAAGAGAGGACCCAAAUAAUUACCGCCCAGUCAGUCUGACAUCAAUACCAGGGAAGAUUCUGGAGCAGAUCAUUAAGCAAACAGUCUGUGAGCACCUAGAAAGGAAUGCUAUGAUCACCAAUAGUCAGCAUGGAUUUCUGAAAAAUAAGUCAUGUCAGACUAACCUGAUCUCGUUUUUGACAGAAUUACAAGCCUGGUAGAUGAAGGGAACGCAGUGGAUGUAGCCUACCUUGAUUUCAGCAAGGCAUUUGACAAGGUGCCCCAUGAUAUUCUUGUAAAGAAGCUGGUAAAAUGCGGUCUUGACUAUGCUACCACUCAGUGGAUUUGUAACUGGCUGACUGACCGAACCCAAAGGGUGCUCAUCAAUGGUUCCUCUUCAUCCUGGAGAAGAGUGACUAGUGGGGUGCCACAGGGUUCUGUCUUGGGCCCGGUCUUAUUCAACAUCUUUAUCAACGACUUGGAUGAUGGACUCAAGGGCAUCCUGAUCAAAUUUGCAGAUGACACCGAACUGGGAGGGGUGGCUAACACCCCAGAGGACAGGAUCACACUUCAAAACGACCUUGACAGAUUAGAGAACUGGGCCAAAACAAACCAGAUGAAUUUUAACAGGGAGAAAUGUAAAGUAUUGCACUUGGGCAAAAAAAUGAGAGGCACAAAUACAAGAUGGGUGACACCUGGCUUGAGAGCAGUACAUGUGAAAAGGAUCUAGGAGUCUUGGUUGACCACAAACUUGACAUGAGCCAACAGUGUGACGCGGCAGCUAAAAAAGCCAAUGCAAUUCUGGGCUGCAUCAAUAGGAGUAUAGUAUCUAGAUCAAGGGAAGUAAUAGUGCCACUGUAUUCUGCUCUGGUCAGACCUCACCUGGAAUGCUGUGUCCAGUUCUGGGCACCACAGUUCAAGAAGGACACUGACAAACUGGAACGUGUCCAGAGGAGGGCAACCAAAAUGGUCAAAGGCCUGGAAACGAUGCCUUAUGAGGAACGGCUAAGGGAGCUGGGCAUGUUUAGCCUGGAGAAGAGGAGGUUAAGGGGCGAUAUGAUAGCCAUGUUCAAAUAUAUAAAAGGAUGUCACAUAGAGGAGGGAGAAAGGUUGUUUUCUGCUGCUCCAGAGAAGCGGACAUGGAGCAAUGGAUCCAAACUACAAGAAAGAAGAUUCCACCUAAACAUUAGGAAGAACUUCCUGACAGUAAGAGCUGUUUGACAGUGGAAUUUGCUGCCAAGGAGUGUGGUGGAGUCUCCUUCUUUGGAGGUCUUUAAGCAGAGGCUUGACAACCAUAUGUCAGGAGUGCUCUGAUGGUGUUUCCUGCUUGGCAGGGGGUUGGACUCGAUGGCCCUUGUGGUCUCUUCCAACUCUAUGAUUCUAUGAUGUCACAGGCAUUAUCCAAUAUGUACCUAUAACAGUCAGGAUGCAUCCUACAGUAGAUUUUUUUUAUUUUGCCAGGUGCUUCCUCAGACACUAUGAAAACUGGAAGGAGUGGUUUGCUGCUGAUGGCACUGCAAACAGAAAGUCACUAAGUGUGCAUUGUACAUAACAGGAGCAGGUCAAUAAUACAUCCACUUAUUUGAAAAUAUAUUAUCUAGCAAGUGGUAACAGUAAGCUUGCCACUUUUUCCUUCAGGCUUUAUUCACCAAGGCCUUUGGAUUGAAAGCAUUAAAACGCAAAAGGCUCAUUCUUAUUCUUAUCCUUAAAUUUAUUACCUGCCCUUCACCAGCAGGUGCCAUGGCAGGAUACAACAAUUUGCCUGCCUCGAAAUCCCAUGUCAAUUAAACAAGACCUGUCAUCAUCUAAAAAGACAAAACUUGCUAAGGGAAAGAUGUUGACAUGUUUCUUGACCAGUUCAAUUCUCAACUGAGCCAGAUUUUCAUUUUUCACAGCCACUAUGAAGGUUGAAAAGUUGGCUUGGUUGAAAAUUAUGCUGGUGCAGGAGGAUGUCAGAAUCUUUUGUUUUGCACAGAAGAUAUACCGGUAGCAAGGUUUGCAUCUUGUGAUGCUUCUGCUUGUACUCAGCAGGGACUUUUUAUUCUAUGUCAUUAAAAGAGAAAAUCUCUCCAGCUUCCUAUCUACCUUUAUGUGUGUGGUGUGUGUUCACUGCCGGUGAGUUCUUUUGCUCUACAAACCUCAGCACCUGUCAGAUACAUACAUACCUGGUUAUUUAUGGUAGGGAUCGUUUAGAAGCUCACAGCUGCAAGACAGCAAAGAGAGAAUCUCCUGAGGCUGAGAAAUUUACUGGCUGAACCACUGAAAAGUUGUGUCUUCCUGGAAGUUAAACAGCAGCUUAUUUUAGUAGAAGUAAAUAGGAACUCGAAUAAAGAAAGGGCACUUUUUUAAAAGGACAAAAUAUAGAAGAAAAAAGUAUAUCUUUGACUUUUUAAAGUGUGACUUUUUAAAGGCUAAGAAAUGUGAGAAUGUUGAAACAAAAACAGGAUAAUUUCAAUAGAAUUACAUUGGCUUUGUGAAUUAAUCUUGCCUACUCAUGCUUGCUUUUUCUUACUAACGGGAGGACUUUUCCUUUAUAAUUGGAAGAAAUAGAUAGGAAGAACCCACUGACUAGGAACAGAGCAACACUUAUAUGAAGCUCCCUAUGUUUGAAAAUAACUAGAUGGGGCCUUUUAAGUGCCAUGAUGCUCGUAAGAUUUUUGAAAGUCAGGAAGACCUUUUCAGUAGUUGCGCCUUCUCAGUGGAACUCCCUGACAAAGGUUUUGUGCUUCAUUUAUGCUUUAAAUUGCAUAAGUUGGGUCAUUUUAAUUGCAUGUUUUAUGAUUUGAAUACUUCAUUAUUUUAUUACUUCAUUGGGAAUAUUUUCGGAUUGAAAGGUGAGGUAGAAUGAGUAUAUCAUUAUACAACAUACUGGGCUGAAACACCUCUACCUGCUGUAAAUCUGUGCAAUUUACCUGCGCAUAAGCAGAGGUUGGAUGGCCAUCUGUCAUGGAUGCUUUAGCUGAGAUUCCUGCAUUGCAGGGGGUUGGACUUGAUAACCCUCUAGGUCCCCGCUCUACAAUUCUGUGAUUCUAUAAAUUCCAUUGAACUCAAAGGGGCAUACUUCUGAGUAUGCAUGUGUAAUAGAUAAUUUUAAAAUUACAUAGAGUGUCAGUUUGUGAGCUUUUAAAAUAUCUUAGUCACUGGUAUCUCAGCACUCUGUUGAUCUAGUGCUGUGACUGUCAUUAGAGGCUUAAAAGCUGGACAAUAAACCAGGCAUAGGCAAACUCCAGAUGUUUGGGACUACAAUUUCCAUCAUCCUUGACCACUGGUCCUGUUAGCUAGGGAUGAUGGGAAUUGUAGUCCCCAAAAUCUGAAGGGCCAGAGUUUGCCUAUGCCUGCAAUAAACCUUAAUUGUCUCUCUUAAACAAGAAAAGAACAGCAACAGUGGAGCAACUACAGAUGUUCUUGGCUGAGGCUGAUUAUCUAGAUCUACUGCAGUCAGGUUCAGAUCUGCUUUUGGAACUGAAUCAGCCAAAUUUCUUAAAUUACUGAUGUUCAAUAAUUCACAUAUCUUUAUAUCUCAAGAGGUUGUAUGUAGCAGCCUGCUUGUAUCUUUGUUGUGCAUGACCUUUGGAGACUGCAGAACUAUAAAUACAGUUUGCAAGUCUAAGAGCAGCUAUAUGUGAUUGGGAGAAGCAUGGGGUAUGGUCCUCUUGAAAAUGUACAGCUUCAGAACGCAGGUAGAGGACCGUGAAGUUGAAUACCGGUACUUUGCCAUCUCAAAAACGCGCCACCUGUGAAAAUCUCUCAUGGGAAUGAGGAGGGUUCUAAUGUGGUCACAUAAGUUUCAUGAUGUGCAAUGGGGCUAAUUCUGUAGUAUGCAUGUUUAAGAUUGCAGCCUUAAAGUGGUUUUUUAUUAUAAUUUUUGUGUGUGUGCUAGAGUGGGACUUUUAGGUAGGUAAAGAUACAUUAUCAUGGAGACAGUGGCAGACUGUCUCAGUCCUAUGAUUGUUCCAUGGGGCGAUAUCCUUCAAGGAAGGAUGCAAAUGGCCUUGAGCUAUUUAGGGCUGAGGAUAAUGUUUCAGCAUUUAAAAAAUUCACCAAGUAAUCAUGAAGGCUAAGGCAGUGCUGACCUCGUUGGAGCUCAGUGAACCCCGACGACCAUUCCUAACUGAGAGAAAACGGUUGGCCAGAAAGAGGCAGUAGGGUGGGAGACAGUUUCUCCCAGCUCUGUGGAUUUCAAACUUCCUCCCUUCCAAGGAAUUUUCCCAUAUCAGUCGCUAUAAACAGAGGAACCCCUCUGGACCUGCCAUUGAGCCCUUGCAUGUUGCUGACCAUGCUAGGAUACGCUCUCAGGUCAUGCCGAGUGCCAGCCAGGUCAGUUGGGCCUUGCUGCCCACUCAAACCUAGAGCUUGCCCUAGAAUGUGCCUAAUGUUCCCUCAUGUAGUUGCAGCAGAAGAUAAGUAAAGGCGAUAAACUGCCUGUCACGGAAGCUUGCCUGCCAUUGCUAAUCUUCUUAUUGAGGACCCUCCAAUAAGCUUCGUAGGAAUUCCUGGAUUCCCAGGAAGAUACUUUGCAGAUCCCUGUUUUUUAGACGAGAUGAUAUAUAUAGGACACUUUUGACUGUCCCAAAUUCUCCUCUCCAUACCCUCCCAAGUAUGACAUGAAAUAGCCCCAAAGAGAAAAUGCAUAAAUUGUGGCUGUCCUGGAUGCAUUCUGGGAUAGCAUUCAGGAAUUUAAGUGUGUGUAGAAAUGUCCUUGGACUAAAGCUGUGACCAUGUUAGCACCAGAUCAAAAGAAUGCCCAAACAAGUGCCAGGAAUAAACAGAUGACAUCAUAGGAACACUAUGAGCUGUUUUCCUUUGCCAUAUCACUGGGGUAAAAGUGAGGUCUGAAAGUGCCCUCAGUCAUAACAUCUUUGGUUAGGUGUGUCUGGUUCCAGGGCAUCAUAAACAAUGACCCUGAUGUGAGGAAUUUACAGUCUAAAUUGGAUGAAGCCCAAACUAUGCUGACAAAACAGAGUCAUGCAUGGUCAUUGUUGAUUGGUUUAUAUUGUGUUAGCAAUGGAAUUAAAAAUGAUGUCUCAGCUGAUGCGCUUCCAGCAUUCUGGAAAUUAAUUUAAUGCUCAAAACCAGGGGUCAGCAAACAUUUUCAGCAGGGGGCCAGUCCACUGUCCCUCAGACCUUGUGGGGGGGGCGGACUAUAUUUUUUGGGGGGGAAUGAACUAAUUCCUACGCCCCACAAAUAACCCAGAGAUGCAUUUUAAAUAAAAGCACACAUUCUACUCAUGUAAAAACACCAGGCAGGCCCCACAAAUAACCCAGAGAUGCAUUUUAAAUAAAAGCUCACAUUCUACUCAUGUAAAAACAUGAUUUCUGGACCGUCCGCGGGCCGGAUUUAGAAGGCGAUUGGGCCGGAUCUGGCCCCUGGGCCUUAGUUUGCCUACCCAUGCUCAAAACAUUCCCCGGCAGGCAGUGAAGCAGAAACUAAUAUUGACUUAAUAAAAUCUACAUAUGCUAAAAUGUUAAUGCAAAAUGUAGUGAUGGGUGGAUUAGCAGUUAGCAAAGUCAGCAUUUUAGUUUUGAUAAAAGUACUUUUAAUUGUCAAUCUUAAACUUGUUAGAGUUGUUUCGCAUAAAACUACAUGCUUGCAAGAAAACAAUCCCAAUCUGCUGCAUGACAGCUUCAUACAUGCACACUCAUGAUUCUGUGAACAAAUGUAACAUCAGGUCAGAUUAUUUGUCCAGCUCGCUGAAUUUUUUCCAUGCCUUGUCAGGUGGCUGCAAAGAUGCCUGUUUGUCCCCUACUGAAAUUAGGCUUUAAAGAGGCAUUCUGUUGUAGCCAGCAGAGAGUACAUUAAGGUGUGUGCUUGGUUGCAGAGUGUUUGUCGUCCCCAUGGACAUUUCUUUGGUUUGCAAAUGUGCCCAAGGGUCAAAAAUUGACCCUUGAGGGGUCUCAGGCAGACGUUUUUCAUAUCACCUCCAGGAUUCUCACAGUGGCAGCCAGAUGCUUUUGAGAAACUUCUUCAGACCUUUGUGCUACUCAUACAGAGGUUUAGACAGCAACUGUCAUGCCCAGGAACAUUGGGGCCAGGGAUUGCAUGUAUGCCCCUUCACCUGUUUUACUCUUUGCAUGUUCAGGCAAACUCCUAAACCGAACUUGUGUUUCUGAUUUUAAGCAAAGGAAGGUAGAUAACAGAUGGGUCUGGUAGGUGUGGGAUCCCAGAAUGCAAUUUUUCAAGGCUCAUUCAUUAUCUUUUAAUCAAGGGUCUGCAAAUGUGUUCACCAGCCUACUACCAGUGGCAAUCUUAAACUGCAUCUGUGACAUGCAUACACACAUGCACACAAACAAAUACACACAAAGUGAGAGACAGCUAGGCAGGGGCUCACUUCUGACUUUGUAUUGGAUUUUGGAGGCACUUGUUAGCCAUAAGUAGUCAUACUGCUUCCAAGUGCCUCUGAAGGCAAACAUUAUCUCAGGGCUGAGUCAUUGCCCUUCUGCCAUACAGAAAGCACAGGAACAUUGAACAUUGCACAGGACCGACAUUUGUGGAUUCCAGCUUUUAAUCUUACAUUGAUAAGAGUUUCAGUAUUCGGCUGGGCUGGGCUGGGCUGGGCUGCAGAUUCAGCCUGGCAUCUGUUCACUGUGCAGAGCUCUUAGAUGUUUUCGAAGUAACAUUUGCAGGACUCUGCUAAUCCAAAUCUCAUUUACAGUCUAAUGAAACCUGGAUGCUGAAAAUCCCAUAAACAAUCCAAGGGGGACAUGUUUGUUGGCCAGUUGUCACAGCUACACUGGCUUCCACUCUUGUCAAGGGAGGAAGAGAAGACAGAGCCUGUCUCAGUACCCAUUGCGAAUAGGGAGCCCACAUCCAUCAUUUUCCCAGAAGGGGAGCCCUGUUCAUCUAUUGUAGGAAAGCCUAUAAUGAUGCUUGUGCUACCUUAAAUUCUAACAAAUACAGUAUGGUAUAAGAUUCAUCAGAUGUGUUUCCUUGAGUUGCUGGUGUUGUGAGAGAAUUUGUAAAUAGAAAGGUCAGAGGGCAAUGGAAUGCAGACAGUUCAGACAGUGACAAUUACUUUUAACAGCAUCUCUUCACAAAGGAUGUGUAGGUGAUGAGAGAAACAUCCUGGCAUUGGAUAGCUAAUUAAAACAAAUUGUGACCCAUUAUCUGAAUUCAAGCCACAAAUGAUAGAACCUAGCCCCUUGACAAGCCUACAUGCGUAUUAGUAAUGUUCUUCUGCAAAUCCUCCAACAUUUUGUGACAAAAAUUCAGGGCACCCCCCACCAUCCCCGUCGUUGACCCCUUCCUCGCCUGCCUGCCUCAACCUUCUCGCUUGUCCCCUCCUUUCCCCCUCUCUCUUAUCUUUGCUGUCUUCUGCCUCCUGCCUCCUGCUCUGCAGCCUCACAAGAUGUGGUGUGGCCUCUGGGAAGGUUGCCCCUCUCCAUGCUGCAUCUGAAAAACCAGGGCAUCCCGGAUUGGGAUCAGAAGCUGGGGCAGCUUCUGUCAGUUCAGGAUGUCCUGAUUAAAUCAGGACACUUGAGGGGUAUGCUUCUGAUACACAUCUUCCUCCAUUCAUAUAGACAUCAGGGGUGUCCAAACUUUUUUUCAAAGAGGGCCAGAUUUGAUGAAGUGAAGGGCCGUAAGGGCCGACCAAAGUUGUUGAUCCUUUUUUAGGUUCAAAAAUGUUGAGGUUUUUUUUUAGGAUUUUACCCCAAGAAAUAAACUGCCACAGGGGCCGGAUUAGGCCCCCAAAAUGGACUUUGGACAUGUCUGCUAUACAUACUACAACUGAGUUUUGUAACUAAAGUUCAAUCUGUUAUGGAACUUCUGGGUCAGCGCCAUCGGUGAAUGGCGGAGUUCCUCCGACCGGAGGAACGGGCUCCGUGGAAACUGGGUCUUCCCGCCGCAGCGAAGGUGGGGACCCGCUAGAAAUCCCAGGCGGAGGAAGCCUGGGAACGUGGGGUUCGGCAGGGCACCAGGAGCGCCCCCCUACUCACCGGGAACCCCAUUUUGGGGCGCCGGAGCGAAGUGGGGUGAGCAGUGCGGUGCUGCGAACUGAUUGCUAUUUUCAUGGAGUGAAGCCGCACAGCCAUUGCCGAAGAGCGCUGACUUUUUCCUGUGGACAAUUGGAUUUAAAACAAGUACCCGUGAGUAGAAACGGAAAAUUGGAUCAAGAAAUAUCUUAAUUUGGCAUCGAAGCGGGAAGGUUCAAAACAGGAAGUCCGCCUUCCGCUUUUUGUAUAUAGACUAAAGCAAAAAUUUUGUAAGCUAAAGCCUGGAAAGCCGUUAAAAAAGUCUAAAUUUCCUUCAUUUAGAAUUACUGAAACCCCCUUGGAAGCAGGAGAAAAGGGGGGGAACUUUGUUUAACCCCUGCAGGAGAGGAAGUGAAGAAGGAUAAGUUUCCACCGUCUCUAACCUGGGAACGGGGUGUCAGAGACAGAAAUAGUUGGAGAGGUUCAUUGACUGUGAAUGGAAUACUUUGACAAAUAGCCAAAGAAGAGAAAUAAACUGAUUCCAAUGUUGCCUUUUGCAUUCUAAAGAAACAAAAUAUCUGAAAAAUAUCUGAAAAAUGAAAGUAAUUUUCCUUUGUUGGACUUGCCUUAAAAAAAAAAUGGAUACAAAUAGAAAUUGUCUCCUCUAGAGGGAGCUUGUCAAAUUGUUGCUGCAGUAUACUUAAGGACUCAGCAGCUGUGAGAUUAAGAUCGUGGGACCAGUCUUUUUUGACCUUGACUAAAGAUGAGCUGGGAGGAAGAUUGGGUGCUUGCUUUAUGCAAGACAAGUGCCUUGCUGGAACAGAUGCAUGAGAAGAUGGAUUCGAUGAAUGAGAAAAUGGACUUGAUGACUGUUGUGGUUAAUAACUGUGGACAAACAGGGAACAUUGAUACAGAAACCAUUCAGGGACCAAUUCAUGAACCUGUACUGAUUGGGCAAGUGCAGAAGAUAAUGGAGGAGGAUGCGGUUGCACCUCAAAUAAUACAAAUGGAGAGACCCGAGGCCCUACAGGAGCAUAAGCCGCUGUCAUUGAAGAUUGAAGUUGGAGCGGGCCAGGGGGAGUCUGGAGCUGAGGAGGUUCCUAUCUUUGGAGAGACCUUGACUGUGGGGAGUGGGACUGUGGGGAAUGGGCGGGUUUGAUGAAGGGAGAUGGAGACAAUUUUGGGUUGGAAUCCCCCAGAGACCUACUCCUCAAUGAGAAAGGAAAGAAAUUAAGAAAGAGACCAACAAAAGACAAGGAAAAGGGCAAGUAUAAACAAGAAGAAGAAGAUCUGCAGAAGGGACAUGGAAGAGACUUAAGGGCCUCGGACAUAAGACUUCCAGGUUGAUGGACUAGAUGGAAUGGACAGUAAGGACUGACACGACCCGAGACCAGGAAGAAGAGACGUUAGAUGAAGAUUGGAAGAAAAUUUAUACAGAAAAUUUUUUAUUUAGGAAAUUAGCCUAAAAUUAAUGAAUAUUAGGGAAAAUGUUGGAAUGAAACUAUAUGACUCUAGCAGAAAUGAUAUCAGGAGUUAUGUAUAUUUGAGUAUUAAGAUUCAAGCUUUAAGGUACUUUAUGGUAAGAUAAGGUUAAAUAAAUUAAGGUAAUUUGAAUAACAGAAUAUGGGGAAAGAUGGAAAGGAUUUGUUGAGCUAAUUAUUAGGUUAAAUUGUUAAGAUCAAUUAUUUAACAAACAUUGAGAAAGAUGGAAAGAAUUUGCUGAAAUAACUAAUUAAACUAGAAUACAAAAAGGGAGGUGUGAGGAGGUCAAUGAAACAAGCAAAUGGAAGUUAAAGAUAUGUAAUUUGGGAUUUGUGUCUUUUUCUUUUUUUUCUUUUUUCCUUUUUUAAAAAUCUUUUUGCUGUAUUGUUGUAUUUGUUUUUGCGUUUUUUCUUCUUUUUUAUGUAUUGUAGUGUUGUUUUUUAUUUUUUAUUUUUUCCCUAUAAUUCUGAAACUAUUAAUAAAUAAUAUUUAAAAACAAAACAAAAAAACAAUCUGUUAUGUAGGAGAUGGAGCAGGGUGUCAGACAGUCGUCAGCCCCCGCCAUGUUAGAUAUGGUUCCUGUGCAGGGUGUUUGCUCUGAUACUUCCAUGUAUAAUAGAACCCGUUGCAGAGAUUGAAAAUGGAGAUAAAAUCUUUCUUUCCCUUUCAUUCAGGCUCUCUCUUUUCCACACAGCAGUGAUGCAGAGAGCAGAGAUACUAGCCAGCCACCAGCAGACAGGUUUUUCAUGAUUAUCUCUAGGCCAGCAGUAGGAAUGUGGGAGAAAAUUGAUUCAGUUUGCAUUUAUAGGUGAAUCUACCUAAUCCACACUUUCUGAAACUAUGUGUGCAAACCAAAACACAGCGAUCCUUGGAAAUUCACACUUUUUGCACUGCAGUUUUCCUGAAAAGUAAUGUGGAAAGCAUGCACGAAAUGGAUGGGGUGGGGAGGAAUUCAGUUUGUGGUAUGGCAAUCAUUCUAUCAGAACAAGCAUUUCAGCUUGCUGGAUGGAAGAAUCUCCCUCAACUGGUCCCACACAUUGUUCUGUAUGUUCUCCCCGCAACCCCUAGCCAAUUUGAAGGUGGGGGGAGGGGAAAGCCCCAUUGUGUGGUGCUUCUAUUAGCAGGACUUGUUAGUUGAAUCUGGCCCUACCAUUAGUAAAAAUAGCAUACAGACACCAAUUACCGGUAUAUAAGGGGAAAUGGCUUUGUAUAUUAGACAAAGUUACAUACAGACAUUAGGAGAAAUUUGUACUAAAUGCUGCUGAAUUUUCAUGAAGACAUUUUUUUAAGCAAAACAAUAUGGAGAUGUAGAGAACUUAAUUUAAGAGUGGGGAAAUGAGAAACAGAGAGAAAACUAAACUGAUGGAUUUGCCUAUCCCUAUCUAGCAGUGGGCAGAAUUAAGACGUAUGAGAUCUUGGGUUCUGCUGCACUGUGGAUAUAACCUCCAUAUGUAAAAGAAUAUUGUUUUUUCAUUAGGUAUAUGUUUAGUCUGUGAGUUUUUUCUUCUUCUUUCUGUUCACAUAGAAAGCCAUAAUUCAACCACCCGCCAUUCUCAUUUGUCUUCUUUUUGAUAAUUCACUAUUGUUUCAAGCAUCUGGCUAGAGUUCAGAUGCCUCUUAGGAAACCUAGUUAAGGUUGUAAUCUUCCUUGCCAACUCAACCUCGUGCAGGAGUAUGUUGCCUACUGCAUCUCAGAUCAGGAUGCUCCAAAGGGACAUCAAUCAUUCAAUCUCUUCCACAAUUAAUGAUCUAAGUAGCUGUGGGGUUUCAUGCCAAGAAGAUAUUGAUGUCCUUGUAGGGCUUGAUUUAUGUUUAGUUUAAUUAUGUUAAAGUGCAGUGCCUCAGCUAAACUGGAGCAUUUGAUCAUGUGUUAAUUAUCUGAGCGAUCCUAGGUGUUGAUCCUUGGGCAGUCGUUCUUUAAACAGAUCCACUGUUUAGAACCUGCCUCUUUAUUAAAUGAUAAGAAAAUAGCGACAGUAGGUUUCUAAUGGGGGGGGGGAUUCAAAAUGAUCUGUGUGACCUGUGAAAGACUGCCAGGGUCCAUGAAGGAAGGAUAGACAGAAUCACUCAACAGGUAAAUAGAUGCUCUUGUUAAGUAUGUGUUUAGGUAUCAGAUCUCAGUGAGUGUUACUUUUUCUCAGUAUUGGCCUGGGGCCCAUUUGUCCAAGACUCUCUUAAUAGAAAUGCAGCUCAUCCCCUGGCUUACUGUGAAGUGUGGCCCUCCAUUUUCAUUCAGGGAAAGGUGAGCUCUGCCUGUGAAGCCUGACCCAGUUAUCUGGAAUAGGCAGGACUGUGGGGGAAUGUGAAGGCUGUCAUUCUUAUAUCUAGAGACUCAUCAUAGCCUCAUGCCUUUCCCCACACCUCUCUCCUCUCAGUGCAUCUGGCACAUGGUUGCGACCCUGACCCUUCAUCUCACCCCUGCCUCCUAGGCUGCCUGCCCCUUUCUCUGUUACUGGUUCGAUCUAUGAUGGUACCUACUGUUGUAAAUUUCAUGGCAUGACACUGAAAGGCUGUCCAAUCCAAGCCUGGUUUAAAAAUAAAUAUCCCUAAGAAGGGGGAGCAGGAGGGGCCAUGACGUUGCCCAUCCUCAUUUGUCUCUCCCUUGGUGAUGCAUUUUCUUUUUCUUUUUUGGCAAUGUGUAAGCGGUCACCAGCAAUGGAGAUUGAAAUGCAUGACUCACAUUCCUGCAAGAUGCCAAUGCCUUGUUGGCUUGAAUUCCCAUUGCAGUCAUACUGAAUGUAGUGUCCUUCACUUCCUGCAAGGGUGGCCAUGAGUCUUAUUUUACAGAAGACAGUCCUAUAUUUGAAAGGUUGUCCAGUUCAAGUCCAAACAAGUUCUUUUAAGAGUCGUAAGAACAGAGAUCAGGCACUUUGAAGUUUGCCCAUCAACAGUUAGCAUUGGGACUGGAUGAGCAGGCACGCCAGUCUACCUAGGGUUUCUCCAGGCGACAUGGUUAUUCAGCAUUUAUCCUGAUUUGCUUCCAGAAAGCUUUCAUAGUGGCUAGACUAUUGUACUGCCUUUGUUGAGCUUUUUUUAUGAUUUGGUUUACAGGGAAAUUAUACAACAAUGACUGUUCAUCUUGCAUUUAUCAUGACUUGCUUGCACAAGGCGUCUAUAUAUCUUCCCAUUGAUCACUUGUUCAUCCCAGACUUUUCGGUGGAUUUCCCUGUCACUUUCCUAACCACAGAAGUCUGUUGUUGUUUCUUAUGUCAACUUGUUGUGCUGGGGCGGCAGAGCACUUUAAUCCACUUUUAACUGCAAACCUAAAUGUUUGCCAUGCUCUUGAAUCCCUCCUGCAAAAUAGUGACAGUAUGGAGGUGCCGUAGUCACUACGGUGAAAUGUAAUAUAUUUCUGUUGAAAGUAUAGUGAUUAUUCCUAAAUUCUGCCUAUGUGGCCAUCCUACUAGCUGCCCCCAAACCAUUCAUAGAGGUCUCAUUCACACUUCUCUUAUCCCACUGUUUUCACUUGGGAAAACUCACUCUUUACAGCUGAAUUGGAGCAAACAUCCAUCAGGUUUUCCAUGGAUUGACGUUUGUUCUGAUUCAGCGAUAAGUGGCAGGUUUCCCAGGGAAAGCGGUGGGGCAAACAGAAAACUCAGUCCCUUGCCUUCGAAAGCACAGGACAAGUGCAAGUGUGGCUCUAUCACAUAAGAAGAUAUAAACAGCAUUUUGAUCUCAUACCAAUUCAAGUUUCAAUUUACCCCACCCAAUUUAUUACAAAGCUGUUUGCUCCCAUCACUACUCAUUCCUUGUAUGAACACAAACAAGUAUUUCAGGUGUGUUUAUCUUAGGAGGACCAACUCUGGUUGACUUCUUCAUCCAUCCCUGGCUUUGUUGGUGGUUUUUGUGCUUAGAAGGAAGGUGCUGCUUAAGAUGGGCUGAUGCAAUCAUGCUAAAGUUCUAGACGGCAGCCUUUGAGGGAAGACCCUUGUGCAAGGAGACGCCUGAAGAUUAGCAUGAUGAGGGGUUGUCUGAUGUUAUUGCCAAGUUGUUCCUUUGAUCUCAUUUUUCUGGAGUCACGAAUGACUGAGGAGGGCUGAGCUUAUAGCUGUCAGUGGAGAAAGAUGUUAGCUGAUAUUUGAACUUCCAUUGAGGUAGCCAUGUUACAUAGCUGUGACAGGAGAGGUUUCGAAUAAAAGGAAAAUAAGUUUUUCCACCAUAGCACAGCCUCAUCUUUUUGUUAAAGAAUAGAGUCGAUGAUAGUAGGUGCUAUUGGAAUGUUGCUGCUUGUGAAGACUACUGGAGAAAAAAUAUUGAAUUGUUUGCUAUAUCCCUAUAUUGCUACCAUUAAUCACAAUAAGUCAUUUUCUACAUUACACUGAGGAUAGUGUCUUGUAUUGCAAAAAUAAAUAAUUGUCCCCAGGGCUAUAUACAGGCACAAGUUAAUGGGUGAGCCAGCAACAUAUAUAUUGGCAACUUCCAAAAUUUUCUAUGCUCAUAUUUUCGUGUUGAAGGAUACAGAUUUCAGCACCACUCCUUUGAAAUGAGGGAAAGGUCAUAGCUCAGUGGUAGAGCACAUGCUUGUAUACGAAAGGUCCUAGGUUCAAUCCUCAACAUUUUUAGAUUGGCCCAGGGAAAAACUCCUUUCUUGAAACCCCAGAGAGCCUCUGCCAGUUGGACUAGAUAAUACUGAAUUAGACAUACCAAUAUUUGGACUUGAUAUAAGGCAACUUCCUUAUGUUCCUAAUUCUCCAUAAACAGACACACAUCAAGUGCAUUAAUGGAGGAACAUGAAUCCUACAUCUCUUCCCAGUCACUCCUUGCCCAUUAGCUGCUUUGAUUGGGUUUUUCACGCUGUCCCUCUUCUCAGUGAGUUCUUCUGGAGAGUUAAAGCUUUUGUGGCUAAAGAUCUGGUUUUACCUUGUGCUGCAUAUUCUGGACACUUUGCUUCCAACAUCAGUUCUUUAAGCACAAUAAGACAUAAAUAUGCCAUUGGGCCUCCCACAGAUUACAGUGGAAUUAAUCACACUGAUUAUAUGCUACCAAAAAAGGAGAUGCUGUGCCUGUUUACAGCUUCUUGGGGGCCUUCUGUGAGCUGUCAGGGCUUAAAACUGCAGAUUUCUACCUCCUCGGCCAAAUGUCUCCAAAUGGUCGUGGAGCCAGAGAGCUGCUUAACAGGAUGCAGGGUGCCAAAAGCAUUCCCCCACAGAACAGCCCUCAAAGGAUAGGGGUCUCUCUGGAUGAGUUAAUAGGAAGAAUCGUGCUUUCAGUACAAAGGAGGUUGAAGCGUGGUGGGAUUUGUGCAUCAAGAAACAGAAUGUCCUGUGGGUUAUCUAAAUAGAAUUGCUGGAGGGAGGGCAGAGAGUGCUGUGUACACACUAAGUGACUCAUGUGAGAUUCUUGAAAUGUUUCAUUGGGAUGUAGAUACUUAAGUGCCUUUGAAAGAUUCACUUCUUCAUACAGCACAUAGUUAACCUGUGGCAGAUGUAGCCAACCCUUCAGAUACUGUUGGGCUCCAGUUCUGUCAGCCCUGGCCAGCAUAACUAGUGGUCAAGGAUGAUGGGAGUGGCAACAACAUCUGAGGGGCAACUUGUUGGCUACCCUGACUUAAGGAUUCUUUGCUGCCACAAGAUAUGGUGAAGGGCACUUGGUUAGAUGGCUUUAGAGGGGGAUUACACAAAUUCAUGGAGGAGAAGGUUAUCAAUUGCUAAUAGCCAUGGUGUGUGUGUGUGUGUGUGUGUGUGUGUGUGUGUAUGCUCUUUCAAGGUUCAGGGGCAGAAUGCCUCUAAGUACCAGAUGCUGGGGAGCAGCAGAGAGAAGGGUCAUGCCCUAUUUCUCAAUUUCCCAGGUUUAUUUGCUUGGCCACUGUGGGACUUGAUGUUGGAUACUGUUAUUGGAAGGACAUGGAGGGGGCUUCUCCCAGAACUUUGUACCAAUGGAUACGGCAGAUUGCCUCGAAUGAGAAAUUUCCCCAUAAACUGAGGAUGGCAAGAGGGGGAAAAGAACACAGACACAUUUACAGCAGAAUGGUACAGUGGUACCUCGGGUUAAGUACUUAAUUUGUUCUGAAGGUCCGUUCUUAACCUGAAACUGUUCUUACCCUGAAGCAUCACUUUAGCUAAUGGGGCCUCCUGCUGCCACCAUGCCGCCGGAGCACGAUUUCUGUUCUCAUUCUGAAGCAAAGUUCUUAACCCGAGGUACUAUUUCUAGGUUAGCAGAGUCUGUAACCUGAAGCGAAUGUAACCCGAGGUACCACUGUAUUGUUUUAUUGCUUGCGUGGCUAAGAUGGACAACAAGAGCCUUCCUACAGCAUAUAGGAUAUUCUGGCUGGUCCAACAGCUGGACACUCUUCAUUUUGCAGAUUGAAACAGACUUUAUGCUCUGUGCUGCAUGUCUUGACUUUGUGCUUUGUUUCUUGCUGCAUCUUUGUUAUUGUUUAUAUUGUGAAAACUAAAAUAAAAAGUAUCAGAAAGAAAAUAAAGAAAUACGUUUUAUUAGUUUUCCUUGGCAUACCUUGCAUGGAGAAGAACUAGAUAUAGGUAGGGAGCUGUAGUUGAAACAAAAUAAAAAAUUCCUUGCACACGAAAGCUCAUACCAAUAACAAACUUAGUUGGUCUCUAAGGUGCUACUGGAAGGAUUUUUUUAUUUUAUGGAGAAGAACUGUACAUGAUCAUCUCUGCUUCCUUGCUAAAAAGCCUUCUCAGACUAUCACUUUACAGCACAACAGUCGCACAGUUGUUACUCGUAUGCUGCACCCAAAUGCCUCCUUUCAAGGUAGCACUUUUGUUGUGGAGCUACCAUGUUUUCUCACAAUUCUGACUGCCAUAUGUUAUCAUAUGUGCUUCUUCCGCCAGCUGGUGUAUUUUGAGAGCAGAGGAAAUGUGCUAGAUCUGGAAAGCUGCAACACUGCAAUUACUGAGCAAAAAAUCUGGUUGUGCAGAAAGGGUAUCUUCAGUAGAUGCCCAUGACUGUUGCACAAACGUCACACUUUAUCCACAAUAGCAGUAGCAGAUAACAUACAUAACCAAAGUAACGGGGCAGGGGCAGGACUGAAUUGAAUUUUGUCAGUGACAACAAUUUUCUUGUUGGUUUUUUCAAUGAUGAUUGCUUAAUGUGAACAGAAUAAAUCUGUAAUCUUCAUAAUAAAAAGAGUCUGGGAGUUUUGAUUUAAAAGGUAAAGGUAAAGGGACCCCUGACCAUUAGGUCCAGUCGUGACCGACUCUGAGGUUGCGGCGCUCAUCUCGCUUUAUUGGCCGAGGGAGCCGGCAUACAGCUUCCGGGUCAUGUGGCCAGCAUGACUAAGAGCAGCACACGGAAACGCCAUUUACCUUCCCGCCAGAGCGGUACCUAUUUAUCUACUUGCAUGGCGUGCUUUCGAACUGCUAGGUUGGCAGGAGCAGGGACUGAGCAACAGGAGCUCACCUCGUCACGGGGAUUCGAACCGCUGACCUUCUGAUCGGCAAGUCCUAGACUCUGUGGUUUAAUCCACAGCGCCACCUGCAUCCCUAAACUUUUUGAUUUAAAAGAGGAUUAGGCAAAUUCGUGGAUAAGACUAGCUAUCAGUGACUACUAGGCAUUAUGGCUAUGUUUUGCCUCCAUAGCUUCUGAAUACUGGAAACUGCAGAAGGGGAGAGUGGUGUUGGGUUCAGGUCUUGCUUGCAUGCUUCCCACAGGCAUCUAGUUGGCCACUGUGAGAACAGGAUGUUGCACCAAAUGGGUCUGACCUAGCUGGGCUCUUCUUAUGUUCUUUUGACUUUGUUGGUUUUUCAAGCAACCUGCUACUGCAAGCAGGCUAUAUAUAGGUGUCAUAAAUCUUUUAGGCAUCAAAUUUUCAAAAUAAGACAAAUAAGAAAUUGUAGGAACUUGGAGCUUAUUUUUGCUUUAUGGACAAUAAGCAAGGUAACUAUAUUAGUGGAAAUUGAGAGUAUAACAGUAUAUAACUUACCAGGAAAUCUGUGCUUUUGAGAUAUGUAAAAGUUUUUGUUUUCCCACAAGGUAGGUCAAUGAUUGCACAUUUAUUGACUGCUGCCCAUGUGGUCAUUAUUCACUGUUGGAGAAAAGUAAAUGCUCCAACAUUGCAGGACUGGAUAAUGAAGAUAUGGGAAGUCAAGCUGCCCAAUAUAGUAGAGUACAGGAAGGGAGACAAAUUAUUAACUAGCUUAUGGAGAAGUGGAGUUUAUUUUAUGAUGUACUGGUGUAAUAAAACAGAAGAAAAUGUUGAACUCUAUACUUUGCUAAGAACACUGCAACAUAAAUAUAAAUACAAAAGCUGGAUCUACUAAUCAACAAGCUAGUAAAAUGUAUAUCAUGAUAAUAUGUAUUUUUCAUUCCUCCUUACUCCUUUUAUUUUAUGUUUAAAACAGUUAAUUACAAAGCAAGGUCAUCUAUAUUAAGGAACUGAGCAUCAUGCAAGGCUGUCAUUAUGAAACCAUUUAUUGAAGAAGAGUCCUAUUCGCAUCAGAAGAGCCACCUUGGAAUAAAUGGCUGAGGAACUCAGCCUAAGACAGCCUUGGCAACAAAUGGAAAUACUAAUUGCCAUGAUGGAUGUUCUCUCCACAGGACUGCCCAUGCCAAAGCCAAGUCAGAAGGGGCUGAGCAAGCAGCAGUGGCAGCUAACAAUGAAUCCACUUUAGCCAGGUCGAUGGCCAGGGAACUAUCUCCGGAUUUCUAUCAGCCAGGUAGGAAAUGAAAUUAGCCCAGCUUUGAUUUGUUGACUUUCAGCAGUGGUGACAUUACUAUGGCACAGCCCAUAAGCUGAAGUCCUAUGAAGUGUUUGAGUGGAGGGCAUUUAAAACGCAGCAUGCAUGAGUUGGAGAGGGGGUGCUGAACCAAGUGGCUUUGCUGUCAAAUGACUUGAAACAUUGCAUAGGCAUAGGCACUGAGUGAGGAAAACCAUGCAAUUGGCCCAUGUCAUAUGUCAUAAUUAUAUACUUUUCAUGAUUUCACAGCCAAGAAUAGUAUUUAAUCGGAGAACUACAUACCGGCAACUCAUAUCUUACAUGGUGGCUAUGUUCCAGGGAUAGAGUGUAAAGCCAAAAUUGUGUACAGUGGUACCUUGGUUUGCUUCCAUUUUGGAUUACAACCAUUUUGGAUUACAACCAUGUCAAACCCAGAAGUGCGUGCCCCUUUUUUUGGAUUACAACCCAAUUUUUUUUUUGAGGCCCCAUUGGCGAAAGCACAUCUUGGGUUACAACCUGUUUUGGUUUACAACUGGACCUCUGGAAUGGAUUAUGGUUGUAAACCAAGGUACCACUGUACAGUCAAAACACAUUGGGUUCAAUAGUUGGUGGGAUUGCCAAAAUCUUUUUUCCCAGCCGUCCGCCCCCUUUUUUGUUUAAUAUUUUUUUACCAAGUACAUAAAGCUGAAUGUGUGCAAACUAAGCGCAUGUAAGUUUCAACUUAUAUUUUCAGCAAAUGAAUUUAAGGUUAACCCCUUAGCACUUUAAGGUUAACCCCUAGUCCUGAAUGUUACAUUGGCAUGUGUACACAUGUAUGUGUAUACAGACACACAUACAGAUAUAUAUAAUUGCAAUCUUUACUUGAUUUAGCAUGCAGUUCUAUACACUGAGAUCAGUGGGGCUUACUCUCAGAUAAGUGUGUAUAGGCCUUUCUCACAGGGAAGUGUGCACAGGAUUGCAACCUAACAAGACCAGUUGAUUAAUCAGAGGGAAAAUACUCAUUAAAAAUAUGUAUUCUGAGGUAAUAGGAGGAUUUCAUAGAAAUCAGUGGAGGCCAUAAAAAGUAGCCUUAGUAGUAUAAUAAUAUACCAAAGCCCACUGAUUUGUAUUUGUAUCAGUGUGGUGGUAUUUGUGUGAUUUAUUUAGACGAAGAUGUCACAAACAGAGAGUCAAGAGACUACGAAUGGUCAGUCUGCUGCUGAGUGCUAUUUUGAGGAGCUUGAGCAACUGGUGAAAUAGCUUCCAAAUAGCCUUCUUGCAGCCAGAAAUAAAUGGCCCUGAAUGGGUCUUUUUAUGAUUGACAGGAGCCUGCAGGCAGGGCAGGAUGGCUAAAAUAAAUGUUUUACAGUUCUCCUCCUCUUGAGCCCCUUUGGUAUAGAAAUUGUAUUAGCAUCCAAUUUAUACCAUUGCUUUGUCAGAAUGAUUGAACAGAUUUGCAGCUCAAUCCUAUAUAUAAUUUCUCAGGUCUGAGUUCCAUUGAAUUCAGUUGCGUAGGAAUCCAGCCUUAAAGAUGAUUCUCACAUUUCUGAAAUAGCAACUAUAUGCUAAUACCCUUCGUAUUUUCUGUAACCCUUUGUUUUAACCACAUGAAUGCUGUAUUUGUACAUGCUAUGGUGAGGCACAGGUGCCCAUGGUUUGCAUUAGUGGAGAACAUACGAGCCUCCAGAGAUAUUCUUAGACUCCAGCUCCCAUCAGCCCCAGUCAGUGUGGGUAAUGAUCUGGGGUGAUGGGAUUUAUAGUCCAACAGCAUCUGGAAGGCCACAGGUUCCCCAUUUCUCCGUUAGUGUAUAGUGCUGUAUACCUUAAGUCUGUUAACUGGAUUAAAAAAAACAAAAAACCAACUCAGUGAGAUUUGGUCUGCUUUUGUCCCUUUAUCAAAGGUUUAAGACCAUAAGCACACAAGAAGACCUUUGAUGGAUUAGUCCAGAGGUCCAUUAUCUUAGUAUCCUGCUCCCCAAGUAGAUAGAUCCUCCUAGGAAGCUCACAAGCAGGGGAUGAAGACAAAAAAUAUCCCUCAUUCUUUGCCCUAAUGCAAAGUGUACUUCCUCUAUAGUGGUUCCAUUGAACUGUCAUGGCUAAUAGCAAUUGAUGGACCUUUCUGCCAUGAAUUUGUCCAAUUCCCUUUUAAACCCUAGUGCUGUAUCCAGUUCUGUUCCACUCGCGCGACCUAUUUCUGUGCACACAAUGGAACUUCCUUUUUUUUCUCCUGUUCCCUCCAGCCCACUAUGCACCCUGAAAAUGUUUUCUGGGUGGCUUUGAAAAUAAAAAAUCAAUAUUUCAAAUUGAUCUGUUGGAAAGCAGAGGCAAUUUAUUAUCUAAGAUGUACAAUUUGUUGUUAGAAUGGUAUACUAAAGAUGAGGAAGUCAAAGAAGUGAUGAUAAAAUGGGCAAUAGAUUUUGGGCAUAAUAUUGAGUUUGAUUCUUGGACAAAACUAUGGAAUGAAAAUUUGAAAUUUACGGCUUGUAUGGCAUUAAAAGAAAAUGUAAUGAAGAUGAUGUAUAGAUGGUAUUUGACACCAGUAAAGUUAGUGGAAAUGUAUAGGAUGAGAGAUAAAACAUGCUGGAAAUGUAAAGAAUCAGAUGGAGAUUUUUACCAUAUGUGGUGGACGUGUGACAAAGUAAAAACAUUCUGGGAAUUGAUCUACAAUGAAUUAAAAAAAGAUGUUUAGAUAUACCUUUCCCAAAAAACCUGAAGCAUUCUUGGUAGGUUUGAUGGGAGAGGAAAUUGUGAAGUUAGACCAAAGGCUAUUUAUGUACACCACAGUAGCAGCGAGAACAUUUAAUGGAAGUUACAGGAGUUACCAAUAAUUGCAGACUGGCAGGCAAAGAUGAUGGACUUUGCAGACUUGGCCACUGAUUUGCAGGAUUCAGGACCAGGACGAUCAAAAAUUUCAAAGGGAUUGGAGUAAGUUUAUUGGAUAUUUGAAUAAUAAUUGCAAAAACUUGAAGACACUAGCAGGAUUGAAAUAAAUCCUACAAUGUGAACAAUAGAAGUUAAGGAGCUAAAGUGUGAAAAAGGCGGAAAACCUGCUGAAGGGAGGGAGAGAAGUCACACACUCGGCAGAGCAGAAAGUUUUUAUGUUUGUUAUUGUAUUGUCAAAAAUAUUAAGGAGAAAAAUAAUAAAAAAUUAUUUUUUAAAAAAAGAAAAGAAAAUAUUUUCUGCAGGGUUGAAGGACCCUCCAGAACAGAUUCUGGUGGUGUGCAAAAGGAGGAGAGGAAAUGUCUAGACCAGCCCCAUAAACUAAACUUGACAGCAGUAGAUCUGUCUAAAUGUGGGUCUGCUCCAACCCUGUAUAAAGCAGGAGCUGUGUGGGUGUCUGUUUGAAGAGGAAGAGGGGCAAGGAAGUGAGAGGUGCUGAGUUAUUCUACCUGCAGUCUGACCCCACAGGUACAUCUGAGUUCUCUUCUGUUACAGGAGCCCAGCUGAAAGUUGUGGAACUAGAGGAGAGGUGUCAGGGAGAUAGUUAUAUUUUGAUCUUAAAACAGUAUUCCUUCACCCCACAUCUAGGGUAGAAAUGCCUCAUCCCAUUUCUGGCAUCCCAAGCGUAAGUUUUCUAUAAAUAUUAAUUUUGAUUUUUUUAAAAAGGAAGAUUGACGUGGGAACAGGACAAAACUGAUUUAUGAAUGAGCACAUACAAAAGUGAUAUAGACUGGAUGCAGACUGAUAUGCCAGUCCCUACCUGUGGACAGACAGCAGCAAAGCACAGGGCAAGUUUUACUAAUAGAUUUUGCUUGCACCAGUUGGCCCUCAGUGGCCUCUCCUCACAUAGCACAGGCUGUGCCAGAUAUAUCUGUCUGCCAGAAAAUAUUCCUUUCAGCUUCAGCAGAAUCCUUCAGGAUUACAAGCAGUGGGUAGGUGUCACAUGGCCUAGAUUCACAGCCACUAAUGUACUUGAUGGACACUGCUCUUUUUUAUUCCUGGGACAUCUGGGGGACAGUUUGGGUUUUCUCAUAUUCAUUCACCAGUUAAAAUUAUCCUUGCUGAUCAGUCAGUGAAAGCAGCUUGCCGUAGUCCUUAUUGGAAAUGCAAACCAAUCUCACACAGGCAUAGGAGAUGUACCUUUAUCUAAUCCCUGACCGAACACGUCGGGCAGGAUUUGCUCCCUUGAAUUUCAGAUAUUUGAACUCAUUACUGGAACAAGAUUCCCAGACGCUGUUUCAAAAUUGACUUAUGGAGGCGGAAAGUCAUUCUGUUUCCUGCUGCCAUCAUAAAAAGCAAAUGCAAAUAUGACAUGAGUUUGGUCGGAAUUCUCAUUAAUCAUUCAGCUGAAAUCAUUACAGGAGAUUAAAUGUAUGUGUUCAGCUAUGUUUUAAAUAGCAAGGUCCCCCCACCCUGCUUUCUUGCUCUACGGUAGAAUCGCGCGGAUUUGUAAACAGUUUGGAUAAUUAGUGAAAUAGGUCCAUUUUCUUGACCACCUCAUUAUAAAAUGGUACUUGGGUUUGGCCCACAUGUAACGCUAAGCCAAUCUACGACUUACUGUGAACGAGAAAGUGUGCUGAUGCACAGGGAGGAAAUUGCAGCUACUGUACUGGGAGCUGAGCCCAUGGUUUGGCUUAGAGUUACAUUUCUAAGCUCAUGGUUUCUCUUGCUCCUAACAAGCCAUGAGCUGCAGCCAAAGUUUGUUCUUCGCUUACUGCUCAUGGUUUGUUUGGAUGAUUUAUCUGCAUUAUAUUGUAUAUAAUCUAUAGGGAUACAUGUAGCCUUCCUGAGAAGUAAUAGCCACACACAUCAGUCCUCAGGCAAUUCCAGACAUAAAUUGACCAUUAUCCUGCACUUUCUAGCGCAAUCGCCCUGUCACUUUUCUAACCUUAGAAAGUCUGAUAAGUAAAAUAGCAGAAAAUUGCACUGAAAACUGUGGAUGACAACCACUAGCUGGCAAUGUUGUAUAACCUCCACACAAGCAUGUCAGGUUUAGUGUUCACAAUGACAUCAUAGAACCUUUUGGCAAACUUUGGGCAAACAUUUCCCCUCCCCCCAAAUCUUUUUUAUGGCCAUACACAGCAUAAGGAAGGAGGGGUACAAUCAUUUAAAAUCUAGGGAAGAAAAAACCCCCCACCUUUUUGUAUAAAAAACAAACUAAAAGGAGUAAAAACAGACUAUAUACAUAAAAGUCUAUAAGAAUCCAAAAAAAGCUAGGAAAGUCCAAAAGAAGUAUUAGGAACAUUAGUCAAGAAUGAAACAGCGUAAAAGGUUAGUACAGUUGUACCUUUACUUAUGUUCACCUCUGUUUAUGUAUCCUUUGGGAUACAUGCACGGCAAACCCAGAAGUAUUUUUCCAGGUUUCGCCGCAUGUGCAGAAACUGCACCUCUGGAUUUGCACACCUCGGGAUCUGACUGGAGCUCCAGAAUGGAUCCUGUGCGCAACCGGAGCUACCACAGUAUAUAUAAGACUAUAGCAAUCGGUCUACAGAGCACUCUAAUAUGAGUGCUCAUUAUAUUUAGUUUGUUGCACAGGUCAUAAUCCGUCAAAUUUUGAGAAUGCUGCUGUGCAGAAUCAGGCAAUGUUGCAUGUUGUAGCAGGAUUGGUAUCUAAAAGCAGCAGGGGGGUAUAGAAUUGUCCUGUGCGCCCUGGGUACCAUGCAGUGAUGGUAAGAUGAGGCUAGUACGAAUCACUCUAUAGUAAAGACACUGGAGAAGCACAUGCUCUGUUCUUUCUGUUUGUCCAGAGUCACAGGAGUAUUGCCUCUCCAGAUAAGUAAUCGGCCUUCAAGGACAGCCAAGGGGAGGGCAUGACAUCAAGCCAAGGUAAAGGCCCUCUGGUGCUUAGGGACUUCAAGUUUAGCUAGAUAUGUCAUAGGGGAGGCAGAGUACCUGGAAGAUUCAUUGGCAAUAAAAGUUGGGGUCCUGGCUAGAUCCAACUAGAGCUCAGUAUCUGUAACACAUCGUUUUAAGAGAGCUUUGGGUUGUUCGUAUCCCAUGCUGAGUAGAAAACUUGGACAGAAGCCCAAGGUUGAGAUUUUAGUUACCACAGUCUGUUUCCAUGUGUAUUGAAAAUCAUCGUUCAUAGUUAGUGGGGCAAGACCAAGGGGAAAUAAAGAUCGUCUGAGCCAGUAGUUGAGUAUGGUCACCCACACUCUAGCCUCCACUUUUAUGAAACCUGUCUCUAGUCUCAGGGUGGCAUUAGAGACACAUUUUGGGACUUGAAGAGCUGAUCUUAGGAAUUUGGAUUGUACAAGUUCUAGGGGGCCAAAAUUAGAGAAGGGGCCCACCUGGGCACCAUAGAGAAGUUGUGCUAUUGGUUUGGCUUCAAAUAAUAAUAAUAAUAAUAAUUUAUUAUUUAUACCCCACCCAUUUGAGUGCUGCAGGUAUAUAGUGGCCACCUCUUGUUUUCAGCAACAUGUUUCCCAUGGGCUUUCCUACUGCUGGUAGAGUGAAAAACUACCCCCAGGUAUUUGAAACAAGAGACCUGCUCAACCUUGUGGCCAUCUAUGCUCCAAGAGCAGCUCUUAGGCCUUUGUGCAAACAUAUCAACAUGAAUCCUCAGCCAACAACUGGUCUGGAAGUUGCCUUGGUCACUGUUCUUCUUGUAAAAAAAACGUGAAUGGUGUGGCACAUGAUCUUCCGUGCUGGAGAGGCGGGGUGCACAGCUUCCAGUCAAAUAAUUGAUAAGUGUUCCCACCAGAGUACUAUAUCAAAUACAACUACGAUUCAAUCUUAUAUAUGUUUGCUAGAAAGUAAGUUCUGCUGCAUUACCUGGGGGUAACUCCAUGCAGGAAGUUACCCCCAAUGUUAAACCCACUAACUAGAGAGGCAGGAAACCCUCUGAACACAGCUGGCUUACUUCUGAGUUAAUAUGCACAGAAACUACCAGUGUUUAAUCUAUGCAAGUCAAAUGUCAGUCCCUUGUGUUCAAUGGCACUGUUUCUCUCUCAGAUAUGUACAUAUAGCUGUCCUUUUUUAUUGAUUUUUUUUCAGUGAACAAAUAAAGAGAAAGAAUGGGGGGGGUGGAAGAAAGCGAAAAGUGCUUUGAGACUGUAAUGCAAUAUGAUAUAUAGAUAAAUAAGUACCACUAUUAUUCCAGUGAGUAUACAAGUCAUUACAAUUUCUCUAAAUGUAUUCCAAGUAUCAUUAUAUUUGUCCAUGCACAGUCUGUGUCUAAAAGCAAUCCGUUCAUACAUUGCAUGAGUAUAGCUAUCUUCUUAACAAACUAGCAAAAUAAGAUAGGGGAAGACAUUUUCAAGAUGGGUCAAGAAGAACUUGCCAUAUGGACUGAGGUUUUGCAGGUAACUAGUGAUGAAUUCUUCCUGACUGAUUUUGAAACUUUUCCCUGUGUUAAUUUCACUACUGCAAUGGAAGUGAAAUUCUAGAGGGAGAAGUAUUCCUCCUGCUAAUUAUGCUUCCCCAUAUUCAUUCAUGUAGCAGUCAGCAUAAAUUUAUGUAGCCCUUCAACUAAUUUCAUGCAGGUGGCAAGGACAGAAAAACGAGGAUAGGGGGAGCAUAAAGAGAGAGAUAAAAAGGGCAGCCCAGCCCAUUUUUGCUUUGGUUAUUCCCCUUACUGGAAUGUGGCCUUCAAAAGAAAAAGAAAAAAAGGUUCCCCACUUCUGGGUUACAGAAUACCGUAUUUUUUGCUCCAUAAGACGCACUUUUUUCCUCUUAAAAUCUAAGGGGAAAUGUCUGUGCGUCUUAUGGAGCGAAUGUGUGGUCCCUGGGGCUGGGGGGGGGGACCCAGGCUUCCCCCGCCAGCCUCACAAGCUCGAGGAUCAGCGGGAAGGCUGCGCGCAGGGGGCUGGCAGGGGAAAGCCGGGCUUCCAAGGUAGCCGCCUGAAGCCUUCAGAGCGCAGCGGGAGCUCCCGCUGCACUCCAGAGGCUUCGGGUUGCCUUCACUGAAGGCGACUGAACGGCACCCUGAACGCACUGAACACACCUUAUUUUAGAGGGGGAGAACAAGAAGAAGGGGCUCCAUUUCUCCUGCCGCUUCACUGAAGGGGCGCUGCGCAGAGAGGGGGAGAUUUUUUUUUCUCUUGUUCUCCCCCUCUAAAACAAGGUGAGUCCUAUGGUCGGGUGCCUCCUAUAGAGCGAAAAAUACGGUACUUAUUUUCUUUAAGCAUAAUUUAAAUUGCCUGGAUGCAGAAUUCCGUUCCGUUCUGUUCCAUUCUAUAUUAUGUGAGGUACUCCUCAGUCCUGGACAUAGCUGGAAACUAUAUGAAGUGCAAAGAUUAUAUUCCACUACAACCCCAAAGACUUCAGCUUUUGCACAACAUACUAAAAUGUGCCUUUGACCCUCUCUGAGGUGAUGUGCCAUGUGUAAAUGCUGUCAACACAGGGCAGAUUGUGCGAAAGAAAUCAAAUUAGCACUUCAGCCAUUGCAUAUUUUACAUUGGCAUUGUCGACUGAUUUAAGUGUUGUGUGUGACAGUGCUCUGACCUUAAUGUAGACUAGGAGCUUCCUGGCUCAGUUUUGCCCACAAAUAUUUGGGACCUAAUUAAGGCCGGUUGCUCUGUUUCGGUUCAUAAGCACGUUCGUGUGAGAGACGGGGGCGUGGGGGGAGAUUUGCUGUUUAGUUUCUGCACUGAGCUAAGGCUUACCAAUAUGUAAACAAUAAUGCAGCCGAUGGCAGUGCUGCUAGGAGACGAUGACACAACCCAGUCAGAUGAGGACAGAAUGAAAUGUGAAUCCAGAAGUCACCUUGUUUAAUGGAGGCGGGUCAACUGCUCAAGUGUGUUCAGUAGGAUCUUAGUGUCACGGGUGGGUGACCUUAUUAGUGAGCAAUGCACACAUCUGACAGCUCUCUUCACACCAAAGAGAAACCGCUGCACUUCUCUCAACCAGCCCUUUUCAGUGAAAUAUAUCAUUGUACAGGUAGAUGUACAAAGAUUUGGCCAAUCAAAAUGUUUUAUGGGCUUCAGGACCGUUGCUUUUCCUCAGUAUGCUGUUGGGAGUAGAGGCAAAGGGAUCUGUCAGUGUUGGUUCUCACAGUUGUUCAUUUUUCCAGCUGCAAUUUUAUGCAGCAACCUUUUUAAAAAAAUGGUCCUAAAAGUUCUCAAGCAUUUAAGUGCAAACUUUUCCCAAUAAACAUAUGUUUGUAUGCAUGUUUUGACUAAUGGACACAUUUCAGCAAGCAGUUUCUUAUAAUACAAUGCAUUUGUGUAUGUUAACCUUUAUUAAUACAUGCAUUUAUAUGCAUACUUUACCCUAGUAUAUGCAAUUUUUGUACAUAUUACUUGCAUUGAAAAAUUCAGAUAAAUUUGAAUUUAGAAGGAUGUCUGUUUCUGUUCUCAUAUUGUUUUGGAAAAUGUGUACAUGCUGCAGAAUUGUGUACAAAGAUGUGUUUAUUAGGAGAAAUUUGCUGAUGAAUUUUCAUGAAGACUCAAUAAAAUAAACGUGCAAACUAAUGUGGAACUGUGGAGAACUGAAGAUCAGAAAAGUUGAGAAACUGGGAAAAAUAGAAAUUGACAGAUUCACCCAUUCCUGUCUCUGUGACAGUUUCCCAGUCCAGUAGCAGACUAUGAAAGGGGGGGGGGGCUACUUAAAUCAGAGAACUGUUAUGAGAGGAAGGGUUAACUCACACCCUUCUCCACCAUGGCUGUGGGGAAACUGGCAGCCUUCCCUCAGCUACAUUUCAUUAACAAAAAUAUAAGAUUGGGAGAUCGAAAUCACAGAUCUCCCAUCAGUAAUUAAUAGUUUGGCCUCAAACCAAAUAAUAAUUAAAGUUUUAGAGAGACCAUUGUUCAUCUUUGAAGAAAAAGAAUGCAACUUGAAAUCAAGGCGUCAAUCAAAUGAUAAAUCCAUAUUAAUCACAAUGCACUUACAUUCGGAAAAUGGGUUGAUCUGCUUUUAUUACCAGAUGGAUAACAGUCAGAAGGUAUAUACUAAGGCAUACAAAGUGCUCUUAGGAUCACUUGUGAUAGCUCCACUAGUUCUGAGUUAGGAUUGAAUUUAUAUCUUUUAUGUGCAAGUUCCAAAAUCUAUGCCCAAGAUUGCCUUGGUGUUCGUAAUGUGAUCUUGAAUUGUAGGUUGCUUCCACGCUAAUACUUUUUUCUGGAGUUGCCCCUUCAGUCAAUGUCAUUGCCAAAUUGUUGCAUUCUAGUGCUUUCUGUGUUGUUUUCCAUUGUUUAUUAGACCUAGUUUCUGAUAAAAUGUGAAUGUAGCACCUGCCUGCCCAGCAACAAAGCAUUACUAAGGCUUUUAAGUACUACUUCACUUUUAAUUAAAAGCUUCCUGCUUGCAAGGUCUGCCUCCUUUCUCCCCCCCUAUUCAGCACAGCUAUGGGGUUACUGAUGAAUUGGCCCUUUCUUUUUCCUUAACUGAUUAUCUUCUCUUUCCUCUAUGAGGUGAUGAGACUGUGAUGAAGCAACCUUGGUCCUUCCCCGGUGGUUUUGUUUCUGCCUUACGCUUCCUAAUUCCACUGGAAUUUCAUGCUGGUUGACUGUCUCUUGGCGAUGUUUAAAAAUCUCUUUUUGCCUUUUCUAGGUCCUGAAUACUUGAAGAGGCGACUGCUCCAGGAGCUCAUGGAGAAUGAAGAGAAUAUAGAGAAUACUGAAGAGCCACCACCUGUGGAACAGCCACCUCCACCACCACCUCCAGAGAGCCCUCAGGUUGAGGAGCAAGAUUCCACCAAGCCCAAAGAAAGUCCCGCUCGAACGCCUUCACCAGCUGGAACACCACCUGAGGUCAAACGAGCGAAGCAAGGUUCUCAGAAAAGCCCUGGGAGCUGGAAUGGAGAUCACGGCAAGGAUGGCAGCGGCACGGGAAGUAGGCCCAACACACCUUCUAAAGCUUUGCUAGCACCUGCAGAGAAGGCAGCAGGUGGUAGUAGGCCUGCUUCCCAGAGCCCCAGCCACCCUAGCCAUGUGAGGGUUGCUGCUGACCAGAUGGAGAUCAAACCCCUUCAGAGGAUACAUCAUGAAGGCGACGUUGCAUUAUUUCAGGGCUAUCACAGCUAUGCUGUGAGGACCUCCCCGGUUACUCCCCCAGUGGACUUUGAGGAAGAAUCAUUCCCUGACUCCAAGUUGCCUGCCAAGCCAAGUUCCCCAGAGCCCAAAGCUGAUGUGAAGGCCAUUGAGCACAAACCGGAGCCGCAAAAGAGGGGAGGUACACCUGUCUCUCAGCAUGAAGCAGCUCAUGAAGAAAAAAAAGCACUCAGAGCAGAACCUAAGCAGGAUCUCAAGCAACACCCGCCACCAGAACCCAAAGCAGAAGAGAAAGCCGAAGCUGCAGCUGAAGGCAAGCCUGAACGGAAAACUGAAACGAAGGUGGUGGCCAAAACUGACCCCAAGGCUGUGGUGAAGAAAGUUGCUUCACCAGAGGCAGCAACGAAAGAGGUGGAAGAGCAUGAAGAGGUGCUGCUACAUGGUCUUUAUAAAGGAGAGGGGAGUGUUUUUUUUUCCAUUGGGGGCUGGAUAGGGGAGGGAAAGAAGCAAAUAAUAAUCUGAAUCUCCUUUUCAAUUUCUUGUUUGCUUCCCUGCUGUCAUUUGUGCCACAUUGCUUUCAUGUACAAAAACCGAGGUGGGUACAUAAGUGCACGACAUGCGUGCACCUGAUUUGGACUGCUGUCUAGAUGUGAAAACUUAUUUUCAAAACUGCAGUACUGUGUGAAUUGUUAUGUGUUCCAUUCCAUCAGAUGGGGCUGUAAGGUACUGUGAAUUGACAUUUUUAAGUCAGGUCAAUAAAUACUACCAGAUACAGAUAGGAUUUACUCAGGUGUAACAGUUUGGGGUGUUUUUUGUGUGUGUAUAUCACCUAUCACUUUUCCACCUCCUGCCAAACAAUAAAAAUAAAAAAUAGCUAGAGCAAUCUUCUAGCUGUAAAGUUUGCUCUGUGGUUCAGAAGAUUUCUCUCUCUCUCUCCACACACACACACACACACAGAGAGAGAGAGAGAGAGAGAGAGAGAGAGAGAGAAAUCUUCUGUGCUAUCUAUAUUUCCAGUAUCACAGCCAUGUUAAAAUACAUGUUGUGGUUUGCUGAAAAUGUUAACUUUGUUGACUUACUGCUAGGGUGAGUGUUCCUAAUUGUAGAACAGGAUUGGCAUCAAUGGCAGCUGGUGCUCAUUGGGGCUGGUAGUACAGAGGGUAGCUGAUGAUUGGUGAACUCAGGGGUAGCAUAGGCAGAGUGAAUGGUAGGCAGAGCGCUUCAAGGCAGCAAACCUAUUCACCCCCACAGAAGAGUAAGUGAGCAUCUUGGAACUUGCUUCUGAAUAAAAAAAUGCACAUGAUUCUAUUCACAAUCACACCUCAUCAGUGUAAUUAAUCAUUUCAUAUAGUGAUAAUACAUCAUUCUGAUAGAGAAGCCAGCAAAUAUUACCUUCAAGAACAGAGCUAUUAAUCCCAAACAGCCCAAUCCAAUGCAUGGUUACUUGGAAGUAAGCCCUGCUGGGUGCUCCCAAUAAAGCUAUAUUGCAAACUUCCCAGCCUGGUGCCCUCCAGAUGUUACAGUUCCAACCAUCCCUAACUAUUGGGCUUGCUGGCUGGGGCUGUUUAGAGUUGGAGUCCAACAAUAUCUGGAAGGCAUCAGGUUGAGAGCAGCUGGUGUAUUGGAGUGCCGGGUUAGAAUUCCCCACUUUUUCUUUUAGCCGUGCUUCUGUGUCUGACAUGCAGAAAUUGAACAGGUAUGGCUAUAUCCAUGGUGGGGAAAACAUCUUCCAGCCUGAGUUUCUGCCUGUAUACUUAGAAGUGAUUUCCCCCAAAGUUCAUAUGAGUGCAGCAUUCACCUGCUUUUUUAAAAAAACAGGCUAAUGCUGAAUUCACAGGAGCAGAGCCAGCACAAAAGGGGUUAACAUUCCUGCUGUCAUUCUACAGUCUAGAAAAAUGACUCAGGUGGUAUAUUUGCAGAAGACAAAUUUGGUUACCAUCUUUUCCGUGCACAGGGCUCCAGUGCCUUUAACAGCUGCAGGAAAGGCAGGUAUGCAACAUGUGUAGCUUUUCCCAAAAUGAAGAUUUAGCACAGCUUGCUCCAGGCAUCAAAAUGAACAUUACCCCAAAUAUGAUGGCAUGAGACUGACCUGCACAAAUGUUUAGGUGCGGUGAUGAUGGAAUGAAAGCAAAUAACCCUAACCCUAUUGAUUUCAUUAGUACUUACUGCAGGACAAGGGUGGCUAACCUGUGAAGCUCCCAUCAGCUUCAGCCAGCAUGGUCAGUGGACAAGGAUUAUGGGAGUUGUAGUCCAACCACGUCUGGCGAGACACAAGUUCCCACCACUGCUCUAUGAAUUGCUUCUGACAGUGGUGGCUGUAAUGCAUAAAAGCCCUUGACAGAACUAUUUUUGCUUUCACAAGUGAGGAAGUUUUUCAUCUGUGUCUUCUAAAUCACGGUAGAUAACAUUAUACUCUUGUUGUUGUUUUUUCCUUAGGGACCUAACACAAUCAUCAUUUGCAUGGUCAUCCUAUUGAACGUUGGCCUCUCCAUCUUAUUUGUCCAUUUUCUGACAUGA